Messenger RNA from Pelobates cultripes (western spadefoot toad), 85440 nucleotides. Lineage: Eukaryota; Metazoa; Chordata; Amphibia; Anura; Pelobatidae. The record is from the annotation of a GenBank genome assembly.
CGCGUGCCUGUACAACGGUCUCAUCCCAUCUCCUUCUCCUCACAACGGUGGUUGCCGUGGCACCGGGCGGAGGGACGGAGACGGGGGCCGACAGUGGACAUAUUGAGAGAUACCCGUUCUGUGAGACGGGGGGAGAGCUACGUUUCUUGCGGGCAUGAAGGACCGUCUGACUGAGCUGUCAGCGGUAAGUUUCAUCUCCUUCUUAAUCAAACAAGUUAACGGUUCCUGAGGUUUCGCUCCCAUUAACUCCAUGUGUGCCGGCGGGCUGGCUGGCUGCAGGGCCUGUGUGUGUGUGUGUGUGUGUGUGUGUGAGAUGUUUAUUGGGUGUGACUGACCCCCUGGGUGAUACUGUAUUAACUCCAAUACUCCCAUACACGGUGUGUCUGUAGAAACUGAUCUCUUAUUUAUUUGUUUGUUUAGUAGUGAAUUAUUUCUGUGUCCAAUUUAUUUUAAUGCACAUUAUAAUGUCAUGGGGUGCGGGUUUGCAAAAUACCUCAUGUAGAUAAUUAUCUCCUGUCUUUCUCCAGUUACUUAUAACUCAUUACAUAUUUUCCAUCCUUUUCUAAUCUUUUCCUUCCUAUUUCAUAUAUAUAUUUAAUAUGAUCAUUGCAUUAUACUGUCAGGAGUGUUAUUUAUAUUGUAAUGGAGUGUGUGUGUGUGUGUGUGUGUGUAUAUAUAUAUAUAUUAAAAAAAAAAAAAAAAAAAAAAUGUCUCCACAUAGGUCUUUCCCAUACCGAACCAUGGGGCUCUUUGCACACUACUCAGUAAGCUAAAACACCUUCGAGAAAAGUGCCAACAGGAGGCAUUUUGCAAUUGUUGUGGAGCUGUACUUAUUGGUGGCUUUUUUUUUUUUCCUUUAAUUUCUUUUUUCAUCACUCUUUCUUUCUGUUACUUGUAUUGAUAGGAACACCAUAUGCACUGUUUCAUUGGAAUGCAUGUCCUUGGAAUAUCUCAGGGGCUCUAUGAUCAGCUUUUUACAUUUUUUUUUUUUCCUCCUUUUUAAAAUAAUUUGCUGUGGGCCAUACUUAAUCAUCAAUCUUGUCUCUGAGCAAAAGUUGCAUCUUUUCCGUAAUCUCUUUGUUUUAAAGCUGUCUUUUUCCGUAAUCUGUCUUUGACUUUGAAACAAAUCUGUAUUCCUAGCACUACACAUCCCCUUGCCCCCCCCUCUGCUACCCGGUAGAAUAAGUGUCAAAUACACUUACUGUAUUUGCCCGAUUCCAGUGCUGAUGUUCCGCCACCUCCGUCUCCCGACAGGGGCGCUAAUUUGCGUGCACCACAAGCACAUUAAGCCCAUCCCAUAGGAAUGCAUUGCUGCAAUGUUUUCCUAUGGGGAUUUGACUGUUGCGGGAUGUUCUCUUGCAGAGCAUGAGGACAUCCAGCAUCAGGUGAUUAAAAGUCGCCGAGCAAGCAGGAAGUGCCUUUAGAGGUUGUCUGACAGCCACUAUAGGCAGUGUUAACCCUGCAAUGUAAUUAUUGCGCUUUCUUAGAAACUGCAAUAAUUAGCAUUGCAGGGUUAAGGGGACAUAGACAGAGCACCCAAACCGCUUUAAUGAGAUGAAGUGGUCUGGGAUCCUAUAGUGUCCCUUUUUAAAGUGUAAAGUGAACUUUGAAGCCGCCUUUCACACCUUACAGCAGCACGAUCAUGCCGAACUUGCCUUUCUUUAAUCGCUUCCUCUUCUCCCUCCGUCAUGAUCUGUUCAUCAUUUCUUACUGUCUGCUCUAGUUUUCUUUAGUGUCUGCUCUAGUUUUCUUAUGGAGUUUUCCUACGCUUUACGAGCAGGGGAACAAAGCAUGCUCCGUUUCCUGUGGUCAGAGCAUUUUUCCCACAAGUCUCACCUAUUCCUCUGUGUUCUCGCGAUGCCUACUUUCUGUCAAGAUUGGUAUUUCGGUCAACUUUACUAAUAUGAAGUGAAAAUUAUUUGGUAUUCGUAAUUCUUCUGCCUCUACUUGCUAUCUCGUAAACAGUGAGCAGUCUGUGUAAAUAAAUAAAAUAAAAACCCUCCGCCCCCAAUAAAUGGCCUAACAUCUUAACCCCUUAAGGACGGCGGACGUGCUAUGCCAUCCUUGGGGACCCGGCAUAGCAUGUUGGCAGUACAUCACUCCCUCCCUUUUUAUAUUUUUGCAGUAGUAUUUCUUUGAUGUUUUAUUGGGACGUACUGAGGAUCCGUGGCAGGUUGGUGUCUUAUACCUGUUGAGGGAGGAACCUUUGUUAAUUUUUAAUUUCAGAUGCUUGUCCCAUGGGAAGAGUACAUCACUAUUGUGCUGCCACCAUAUAAAGGAAUUUGCGGUGAUUAAAAUUGCAGUUAUUGCAUCUCUAUGAGGAGAUUCUGAUUGAUGCAGCGGGGUAUUUGCUGCGCAUGUGCAAUAUCCUCCCACUGCUUAUCCAUAGGAAAGCAUUGGAUUAGCUGAGCUUGUCAUUCUUGGUAAUCUCCGCCAUGGAGGCUGAGUUUUUACUCCUUACACUAUAGUGUUCCUUUUACUAAGCAACUAAAACAAACAAAUAAAAAAAUUAAAAAAAAAUGUUUAAAUGGAUGUUAAAUUUUCCUGAUGAAAGUCUUGUGCGACUGAAAUGUUGAUCACUUGAUAUUUUAAUUGUUUUUUUUAAUUAAACUUUGGACUUUUAAAACGUGAGUGCAGCCAUACCCUUGGAAAAUAUAUAUAUAUAUAUAUAUAUAUAUAUAUAUAUAUAUAUAUAUAUAUAUAUAUAUAUAUAUAUAUAAUUUUUUUUUAAUUUAUACCACGCCUGUGUUUUACUCAUGAUCAGGUAUGGCUGCAUUAACUGAUCUGCUAGGUCCACACUCCCAUGUGCCUGUUAUAUUGUUUAAUGCAGACUGUAAUUUGCUUGGUUUCCCCAAAACCAGGCUGAUCAUGGAUGGUGGUCAGCAUGUACACUUCCUUCUUGUCCUUAUACUUAACUGCCAGAAGUUCUUGGCGGAGAGCAGCUGAUGUUUUCCUUAUUGUGCCACAGUUUCGAAACUGUGGAGCAUUUUUAAUAGUGGGAUACUAUAACAAUUAACUAUGUACAUGUGAUACCCCUUUUUUAAUAAGUGGUUCAUAAAGUCCAUACAAUUUUCCUACUUGUCCCUAUAAUUUCUUGCCAACCUAGGGUAUCUCGGUGGCUUUCAUUUUGCUCAAAUAUAUGAGAGAGACACACACACCCACUAUCACUUGUGAAAUGUUUAUACAGCUUUACACUGCUUAAAUCCCAAUCUAUCCUUAAACUUCAUUAGGGACUCUUUUGUACAGAUGUUUAUUGGGGACAUACAUGCUUUCAAACUUCUGAUUUAAGUACAGAAUUAGGGAGUGGAUUUUAAUCAAUUUGACAUACUGCAAGAUUACUUGUUGUGGCAGUUGUUGUUCUUGUUAAAAUGCAAAAAUUGCAUUAAUGUCAUGUGUGUUUCUUCAUAGCUUGUGAAAAAAAAUCAAGUCUGUGCUCUAUAAGAUUCUGGGUCCAAUAAAAGCGAAUUAUAGGCUUCUUUAUGAUCUCCAUUAACAUUGUGAGUGCCCAGAAUUUAUUUUAAGACAGGAACACUGAUGGGGUACCAUCCCACUUUCAUGGCAGUAAAUGACACCGGGUUUUGGGCAAGAUACUGCACAGCAUAUGGAGCACUGUAAUGUGUAUUAUGCGGAAGUGCCGCUGUGCGUUUCACCUUGGAACGCGGAAGGGGCAGGGACGGUCAUGUGUUACCUUACGUCUGUAUAGAUUCACCCAAUAAAGAACAUCUGACGUCAGACCCCGGAAGGACUCAACAUCGCGGGAAAAUUUGAUUAAUGAAGAAUACUUGUAUUGAAGGAUAUAUAAAGGAACGAUCCUGGAUUAUACUCGCAUCCCUGAAGAAGUCAACACUGACGAAACGCGUUGGACUGAGUAUUUGGAUAGAUUUUCAUCAUUAUAUUUUAUUUUUAUAUCUUUUGAUUUAAUGAUUGUAUUAUUUUUUAUCAGUGUUUGGCAAUCAGCUGUUGUUCCAUCUUCUGCAUAGAUCCAUUUAUCAUCUUGUUCCACUUGUUAGUGGAUAUAUGCCUGCAGAUUGCAACCUGAAUGUAAGUGCAAUCAGUGUAAUAAAUGUAUGUACUUUUUAACAGUACUACUCUAUGUAUAUUUCCUUUUUAUACUUCUGAGGUUCUCAGACAUAAGGAAAAUUCUGUUGCUGCAUACAGAUACCCCCAAGGGGAGAUAAGCACGGACCAUCUAUACUUCUUGUAAGUUCUCUACCUCCUGGAUGCUAUUGUCCCUUUCUUUACAUACUUCACUAUAUAUUUUUUAUUAUCCUCUAGAUUACUUGAGAUCACGUCCUGUUAUACCGGUUGUAUUUUUGUAUUCUCUAUAUAAUAUGUGCUAUCCCACUUUUUUAGCUCAUGUUGCUGUUUUUAAGCUAUAUUAGCUAAUUUGUUGUUUUCUUGCACAGCAUAGUUUGGUUUGUGUCGCGAUCUUCCCUAAAUUAUCCCCCAGGAACAACUGCACAAACUAGCUGGACACGUCAGACUGUAUGCCUGGAGGUGCAGUAAAGAUAGGGAUGCCAAAAUGAUUGGCGGUGUGACUAUCCAGUCAUCUGUGUUUUGGGCAGCGUCAGGGGAAUCAGCACAUGCUUCUUGCUCAGGCACAUAUUCGCUGUCAUUCAAUCGCCUCUGAAUCAGUGGUUCUAAGCAUUUUUAGAUUGAACUUUAACUACAACUGAACAAGCUUCAAACUUAUUCUUGUUUUUUAACAUCUUUUUUCUAACUAAUCAAACACAAAAUUUCCCACUAACUUCAACCGACCCCAGCUAACUAAAUCACCAAAUUAAUAAAAUAAAUGUAACCCCUAAGUGUAAAACAAACACAAAAGCAGAUCACAGUAAAGUAAUGUGAUCUGAAUUCUGAUCACUGUAGCAACUGAUCAUAGAGCAGGGAAAGGGUUAAAGAUUGUUUCACAGGGCUAAAAUUAGUUUGUAAUUUAACUGGUACAAUUUUAUCACUAGCUGCACACCAUGUAUCUCCAAUCUGUGUCUCUCAUCAGUUCACACAGUUGGAGGUUGGUACAUCAGAUAUCAUCUCAGCAAACCGUGAUUGGUGUGUGACAUUGCUAUUUCCUGUUGUUGAUCUGCCUCGGACAUUGAGGCACCCAGCAACCGCAUUAAUCCCGCGAUUUGGCUUAAAUUUAGUACAUGAUGUAAUUAUGCCGUCAUGGGUUCUCUUGGAAUCGGCUGCCAUAAUAGAGUAACUUUGUCAUUGGUCCUUAAUCGGUUAAUAUCUUAUGUUUAAAAAAAAAUAUAUAUAUAUUUUUUUGGCAUGAUUUUCCUAUGGGCAGGGGGUAGAGCGCAUACAAAGUAGUCUAUGCCCUCUUCCAUUUGUUCAACAUGACUUUUUAUUUUUGUCUGUGUUAGACACUAUCCAAUGAUAGAUUUCCCUUUAAGAAGCCCUGACAAAUAGCGUAUUUGUGUGACUAGCCAAUCAUACAGCUCACACAGACAUGUAUAAAUGGCAAGAGCCGUGAUUGGCACAGCCCCUCACUUCUGAUUUAAACUAUAGUUCACAGUGAGUGAAGUGGGAAACGCUCCCUGCUGACUAUCUGGGAAGGUGUGACAAAUGUGUUUUUGUUAUUCUUUUCUUUUCUAUUAUUUUCUAUUGACACUUUUAAAGAAUAACCCUGUAGUGGCAGUCAGUUUAACCCUAAAACACUUCAGUAAGAUGGAGUAUUCCUUUAAUUCAUAUUACUUGCUUUCCGUUAGCUUGUUUAUUUUGUGUAAGUGUUCUGUAAGAAAAGAUACUUGUGUGCAAGAGACAGAGCUUUGUUUCUUUCUGCUUCUCCAUUGUGGGGGAAGGGAAAGUAAUAAAUCGAUCAUGUUUCACUGCUAGACACAUCCUGUAGGAUUCAUCUCUGGGAGGUACUGGAUUCUCUAGAGAAACUUUUCAACUCUGCUUAUUCAUGUGAUGAUAAUAUUUUAUGUGUGUAAUACACUUACCGAAUAUCAUGUAAUUGUACUAUAGAUAAAUCUGCAGAAGAAAAUACAAUUUUUCAGAGCUUGGCCUGUUUCUCAUAAAUGUUUGCAAAGCUGCUUUUAAAAAAAAGGGUAAUAUUAUUAAUGUAUAGUAGUUUACCAUGAUUAAUAAUUAAUCGUGUUUACAGGAUUUGUUUGUAUUUCCAGACUGUCAGCUAAGUGGUUUAUUUUUUUAUUUUUAUGUUCUGUAUUCUCCUAUUUAGUUAUAUUUUACUUUUUACACCAGCAGAAACAAAUACUGGUAUGUGGAAUUUGUGCCCUGAUGCCAAAGUCAUGCAUUUCCAUGUGAGGCCCACAAUAUUUGGGAUUUUUGUAGAGAAAUGUUUUAAUUUUUAUUAUAGCUCUGCCAUGGGCAGGCAACAGGGUUGCCAUGUGGGGUAUUGGUGUAAGGGUUGUGAGGUCUGCACUUACAGAAAGUGCAAACCUCCGUAAUCCCGUUCUUGCAUUCCAGCUCUCUAGAAAGUCAGAGUGUAGCGCCAGUAUUACCAGCUUAAACUCUGAGUCACUGAGUGUUGGCACUGCGUCAAGGAGAAGGAAUAUAUUACAGUUGAAGAAAGUGCAUUUCAUUAUACAAUCUCAAGAUCAGUAUAAAGAGUUAUACCAAGAGUAUCAAACAUUUUGCCCAAGGGCAAGAUAAACACAACUAAACUUGCGUAUACAGUCCCAGGUCUUAAGUAUCAAGAGAGGGCAUGAUAUCACUGAAAAUGCCACUGUAGACUAAAACUCUUUACUGCUUAGUGAUUAAAAAUGUCAUUCUUUUAUCAUAAAAAAAUUAAGUUAAAACUUUCUACACAUAAUAUAACCAAUGCUCCCACUGUGUGGCUGACAAUCCAUAAGCUGACACGUUUCAUGUGAGCAGCACUUUCUCAAGACCCCAUGGUCCUAUGUUCGUGGGAGUGUCAGCCACUUAGUCAUCUGAGAUACAAAUAUUAAGUAUCCAAUUUAAGCGCGCUUAUGCUCAAGUAUAACAAUACCUCAUGACUGUCUUAAAAAAAAAAUCAUAAAAAAAUGAUGAAAUUAAAAGUUUACCAACACAAAGGUUUUGUCUUUUCAAACAUAUUCCUUUCAUCGCAGCACUUCUUGUGAUUUAUUCGGGCCACGAGGCCUUGCAUAUCUUUGUUGCUUUGCUUGAGUUUUGCAUGCAUACCUGCUUCACCCAUAGGUAGAUGAACUUCAUUAAAAUAUUCCAAAACCGGGUCUUUUUUUUUUUUUGUGACCUGCUGCCAUUUUACUCCUCAAGGGAGUGAACAAAGGACUUCAAGCUAUGUGCACAAAGAUCCCAUGGUUGGUAAGCUGCUCAGAAGGUUUCACUUUAAUUUUUACAGCUGCCCCUCCAUCCUCAUCCUUUGAACCUGGUACAGUGGUAUUUCGCUUCAAACAAUCUUUAAAACUUGCAUUUAAGGUAAUUUGUGGUUUGUAAAUAGAUUUGCGUAACAACAAUGGGAUUAAGGUCUUUUCCUGAACUUUGAUCAUUUUAUACCAUUUUUACUGUGAAAAAGUGCAUAUUAUCUUAGCUUGAAUUAAGUGAAUUAGUUUACCAAAAAGGUAAAUACUGCAUGAAUAUACAGCCCCAUACUACAUAACUAAACUCCAUGUUAAUGUUUUCAACUUUUAGAGAGUUACCGCUCAACUGGUAUUUAGCGCUGUCUGGGUAAUUUUAUUUAGACUGCCCUUUUAAAAAGAAAUUCUUUAUACUUAUACUUGGAAGUACUAUAGAGAUAAAAGCACAGUGGGGCAGAGCCAAUUUAGCUUCUCUAUUCAUAUUUGUGUCUCAUUGGGUGAGCUGCCUAGCAUACUUUCUAAUCGGGAAGAUGUUUUGUGAACAAAGCAGACAUGGUUAAGGGGAUAGGGUUAUGAUGUAGAAAAAGGAGUAAAGAGAAUACUGCAUGAAUACAAAACCAAAACCAAUUAAGUGCACUUACCUUGCGUUUAUACUUUUAAAGAGACAUUCUAAGCACCAUAACCAGUUCAGUGUGAUGGAGCAUCCUAGUGCCAUUCCACUGAUCAAUGUUGAACCUUUUUUUGAAUAUUUUUUUAACACUAAUGAGAGUCCCUGGCAUCCCAAAGUCCAAUACCUCAACGUAUUUUAGGCUUAUACUUCCAUUAUCCCAAGCAGUGAUAGACUGAACGUGUCAGCUGACAGUUUUGAGCUCAUCCGUGCCACUCAUUACUGUUAUGGAAUGGUAUGGCAGAGUUACAUUUCACCUUGGCCUUAUCUCCAGCAUGUGGAGUAAAUUUCCCUUCAGUGAAGAAAAGUUUCUAUUACUGAGACUAAAAAUGCACCGUGCAAAUAAUGGUUGACUUGGUAACAAGAAACCCCCUGGCACCCAAAGGAGACUACUGUUGGUUCCACAGACUGUGUUUUUUGUCCUGUUAAUGCAGUGGUAGUCAACCUUUUUCUACCUACCGCCCAAACAUGCAUCUUUAUGGUUGAAAAAAAUGUCCUUACCAGUUUUCGCGCAAUAGCAGAAUAUUUUUUCGAAAGGAGGGUGUUUUAAAAGAAAUGUACGUACAUUUUAUCUUUUUAUUUCUACUUAAUGCAUGUUUAUAAUGUUUUUAACUUUAUAAAGUUUAAUGAGAAACCCAUAAAGUAAAUUGAAAUUACCUUUACUAGUGAUUAAUGAGAUCCUUGAGAUGCUGCGAGACUAAAUAUUUGAUAUCUGGUUCAAUUUUCGGAAAGAACAAAUGAAGGUCUCCUCUUUCAGUGAUAUUCAGACGACUUCUCUGCUUGCACAUAUGAUUUCUCCCCUCCCCUCCCUCCUCAAUUCCCCUCCCUGCCUUUUUUUUAAUUUUUUUUAAAUUUUUUAACCUUCCUUAUAGCAAUGCCCAGUAGGAAGGCUGAACUAGGUAUCCCACUUUCUAGAGCCCACUGCAACAGACAGGCAGGCACGCAGGCACGCACGUACAUACAUACAUACAUACAUACAUACAGACAGGCACGCGCAUAUAUAUAUAUAUAUAUAUAUACACACACAUACACACACACACAAUAUUUUAGUCACCCUCCUGUUUCCUACUUUUUAGGUGCAGGAGGGUGACUUUCCCUGGGGUCCAGUGAUGGCUCAGGCGGAUGGGAGUCAGAGUUCCCACUCUGACUCCCUGGUCUUCCUCCCGCGUGGUCUGUGUGUUAGCUGGGAGGAGUGAUGUGCAGUCACUUCCUCCCAGCGUGUGAUGUAAUCACAGGGGGCCCGGUUGCGCUGUUAAAGCGCCCAGCGCUGACCAGGCCCCCUCACAAACCACAUCCAUCGGGUGGCAAGUGGUGAUGGCGGUACCCAGUCGCAGGGGUACCGCCGGCUCGCGCCCACCCACCCAAUCUCUCAAAAUUAGAAAAUCCUACCACCCACCUGGAAUCUUGAAACGCCCACAAGUGGGCGGUAGAGACCAGGUUGACGACCCAUGUGUUAAUGCAUAGUUGAUAAACUCUAGCAGUAGUGCGUUAUAUGAAACUUGUAUGAAACAAUCUUAUUAAUACAAAGAAAUAUGCUAAUGUGCCAGCAAUUAUGAUAAAAAAAACUCCAUGUGAAGCAAUGUAUUAAAAAAAAUAAUUAAUAAAUACUAAAUCAUUUUAAAUACUGAAACUACACUUACAAUGUACAGUCCUUGGAUAGGAGUGUUUGUUUUUUUUUUUAUUUAUUUAUUUAUUUUUUUUAAGUAUCAAUUUAUUCUGUAUUUAAAAAAAAUAAAUAAAAUAAAAAUGUAUCCAUAUCAAAAUAUCUUUCAAAAUGAAGUAAUUUGAAAAGCUUAACCCAAAAUAUUAAAGGAUAUGUGUAAUUCCCUCCCCCCCACCUCCCUUCAACUUAUGCAGGUUUCCUAACAGUCGCAAUUUCUGGAUCCUGUCCCGCAUUGGUUCCCUGGAUUUACGCAUCUGUGGACACCACUGAAGUUCAUAAUUAUCCAGGCAGCACAUCAUUAAAUGCACUUUUGCUGUGAAGUUGGCAUUAGGACCAUGCCUCACGUGCUUCAGCAGAGCGACCUGCAUGGUCCUGGGGACUGGCCACGCAGCCUGUCAGUGUUUUCUUGCCCAUUAUGGACAUCUCUAUUUACGCUUGCUGCGCGACUGGCGAUGCCCCUCAUACAUUGAGUGUAAUUAUAUAUAAUUGUUUUAUUAAUUGUGAAUUGGGGGACCGGUCUGCCAAUAUUUCUCAAAGAAGACUCCUCUAUUUACAGCAAAGUUGCGUGGUCCAAAUCGGUAUGAAAUGUGCUUUACGAUGAAUCCAUAAUACAAAAAUAGGAAUUGCACCUCAGUGUGACAAACAACCCCUCACCACCUCACACGUCUCGUGUUUAAUGUCCACACACGUGUGUUUUUAUUGCAGUAAAAUCUAACCUAUGACAUUCACAGUUUAAAAAUGCAAUGCAGAGCUUGGAAAAUAAAAUUUCUUAAUUUCUCACACUUCUUUAGAUUUUAUUCAUAUUAAAUUGUUUCAUAUAUAAAUAUUUAUUGUGAAACGAAUGCCAUAUUUCCCUGAAAAUAAAACCGAAAAAAAAGUGUGUGUGUGUGUGUGUGUAUAUAAAUUUAAAUGUGGGCGCACAUUAUAUAAAAGGUAAAUUAUGACUGAACAGACUUGUCUCAGAUUCAACAUUUUGUUUUUUGAACUUGGACAAUUGCCUCCAUGCUUAAAGGGACACUAUAGGCACCCAAACCACUUCAUCUCAUUGAAGUGGUCUGGGUACAGUGUCCCUGUCCCACUUAUUCCUGCAAUGUAAAACAUUGCAGUUUUUGGGACUAGUCUACCAGCAGCCACUAGAUGUGUUUCCUGGAGUUUGACUCAAAGGCCCAAUGCUUGCUCUUCGCACAUGUGUAUUAAGUCCUCCCCCCUCCAUCGAACGAGGUGGUGCGUGCGUAAAUCCAGUAAGUGUUUAAAGGUUGUUUUUGUUUUUUGUUUAACACAUUAUGUACCAAGGAAGGGUAUAAAUAUAUAAUUCAAGCUCUAGUCACUGUAGCUGCCUUUGCCUUUUUAUUAUGCUUUACAAUUUUCAAUAUUUAUGUGGGCAGAAGAGCACAGAAGGUUGGGGCACAGGGGGUCUGGUGGGUACGAGGAGGUGGCAGUGGUGCACACAAAUACGUAAAGAGGGGGCGUGUGGCACACAGACACACACACACACACACACACACACACAGAGGGGGUGGGUGGCACAUAGCCAGCCAUAGUAAAUAAUGUGAGCAGAGCCAACUUGGGUUGAGUAUGUUAUACUACUAUAUUGUUGGAGACAUACAGAUCAUACCUGUAUGCUGCGCUUGCGGUAUCGGAUCAAAACCAUUGAGUCCACAUUGAUUCUGGGGACGUGGCCUCAACUGAAGUGAAGAAAUAGAACACUGUCUCGACCAAAAUAAUGCAUGUCUGAUAAGUUUGGAAAGCUCUGACUUAGUGGGCAGCUUCUAUUUAACCAUCUACAGAAGAAAUUUGAAAACUGCAACUUGGUCUUCUUUUUUACUCGUUCAGUAAACAUUACAGGUUGGACAUUCUUGCCGUUAUUUCAGCUGGAAGUUUUUUAGUUUUUUUCGUAUUGUAUUAAUUUGAAUUUUUAUUACUGCUUCACGCCCAGAAAAACGUUUUUUGCUUACAGGAUUAUUCACUGAGCGGUGAAUUAUUGGGCAUUCAAAGUACAUUUUACAUGUAAAGCCAAAGUAGCUGGAACCAUUGCUCUCUUCAAUAAGUUUUCCUGUUUUACUUUUUUUUUUUUUCUUUAAAUUUCAAAUUCACUUUGAAUUUCUAGCAUUCCUCCUGAACAACCCUAUUACAGUGAAUAGUAGUACAAUUUCCCUCCCUGUUUAUGUGCCCCUGUGGCUUCCUGGGAAUUUUGGUUUCUAGUUUCCUCAUAUAGGAGACACAAGAUUGUGGUUUUUUUUUACCUGUUCAGCUUUAACAAGGGGCAACCAUCCACUGUUUGUACUGCUGCUUUCAAUAUGUAAAAAAACAAAACUUUGAGAUUCCUCCCCCUCCCCCCCACUACCUUUAUUGUCCAAUCACUAAUCUAAAACUUUGUACCCAGAGGUAUUUUCCCUCCAGUCAUGGUUUCAGUCUUGAUUGCAGGAAAGAGAUUUAACAUGCACAAACACAGCUCGCAUCUAUAGUUCCCAAUGACCUAUUUAGACAUGCCUUACAGAUAUGCAUUCCAUUAAGUAAGAAUGGGUUUACUUUUUUCUUUCUUUCUUGUGCGCAUUCUAAUGUCCUAAAGGCACAAUGCAGGCUAGUAGGGAUCAAUAUGUUUUAGUGAUUUACAUUGUUUUGUUGCAGUUACAUGGAUUGAUUUACAAAUUCAAAUUUUCAGAGCACUGUCCCAAUUUGAAAGCAUAUGCUUAUUUAACAAAUUACCCCAAUCAUUUUGGAGGCUGUUGAGACUUUUCCAGUGUAAAAAGUCCUCAUGGGCACAAUGUAGAAGGUCCCCCUCCAAAAUAAAUUAGUUUUACUCAGCUGGAAUUAAGCAGCGGGCAAAGCUCAUGAUGCUGACUUCUACACCCCAUUCCAAUUUCACAGGGGCAGAGAGCAAAUAGACAUCUGGGAUUAGUCUGUUUUGACAGCUCACAGCGCAUGCGCUCGCUUCGGGACGGAUAGUAGAGUGAGUCUUUCCUUUAAUUUAUAAUGUGCUGAAAUUGUCAUGGUGGCUGGAGUAACACUUUAAGGCAAGCAUGCCAAACUCGCCACAUGCGGCCCACAAUGGACCUCUUUGCGGCCCUGCGAGUACAUGCUUAGUGUAAAAGCAGAGUAGGCACCUACUCGACCCACAUUGCAGGUGCCUACUCUUCUUUCAUUUACCCGGCUGGUGGAGAUGAAACAGGUCACCGGCGGCAGCGAGGGAGAUUUUGAUCCUGCUGUAUUAUAAAGCAAUAUAUUUGAAAAAAUUGUAUCAUCACCAAACAAGUUUAUAACAAGUUCACUAUGGCCAGAGUUCAACUUCUUUCAUUUGCUGUCGGCUUGGUAUUCUGUCUGUAUUUUGUGGGUUAUUUUAGUGGUAGUGCAAAGUUCAAUAAUAUCCUAGUCUGUCUGAUCACAAGUAAAUCACUAUAGCCUUUAUGAUGAAAUAAACAGGCUCGGUAUUUGAGAUGGAAGUGUGAGGGGUUGUGUGCUACCAAAGGACAACAGCUCAUUCAAAAUUUCAGUAGUCGUUUGGUCUAUCUUUUGUAAAGGGCCCCCAUUAGAAUGGACUAUGGAUUCUUAGUACAUUGGUACUUUAAAAGAUUGAAAUUUAAAGGAUCACUGUAGGGUGAGGAACACAAAAAUGUAUUCCUGACACUCUAGUGAAAACCCACCAUUUAGGUGGCUUGCCCGCCCUGCCUUAGCUGCUCAGAAUGGGUUAAAACUCACCUUAUUUUCAGCUCUCCACGGGUCUGCCGGCAGUGGCCUCGCCCCCUUGGUGACAUCAAAAUUGCUGAUUUCUAGCCAGCAUUGGAUUGGCUAAAAUCUGCAAGAGGCGGGGCCAAACUCCAUUUUGGCCAAUCGGCACCUCCUCAUAGAGAUGCAUUGAAGCAAUGCAUCUCUAUGAGGAAAAAUCUGCGUCUCCAUGCAGUGUGAGGACACUGAACGGCAGGGCUGCUUACUGUGCAGCCCUGAGCCAGGAAGCCCGUGUAGUGGCCAUCUGAGGAGUGGCCACUUGAAGGUGUCCCUAGGGGCAAUGUAAACACUGCAUUUUCUGUGAAAAGGCAGUGUUUACAUGAAAAUGCAUGAAGGGAGCUAUUAUACUCACCAGAACUACAUUAAGCUGUAGUUGUUCUGGUGACUUUAGUGUCCCUUUAAAAGCCUGGCGUCUCCAGUUUAAUUCUUGUGGUGGUCUUUGUUCUGGAAGUUAAAAUGUUUGUUUAUUCCAGUGCCAUGUCAUACUCAGAUGUGUAUUGAAUAUUAUCAGUGACCUGUUAAUUUGUAAUGUUGAUACAAUAGUGUGUGUGUAUAUAUAUAUAUAUGUGUGUGUAUAUAUAUAUAUAAUAUAAUUUUUUUUUUUUUUUGUUCUUGGUCAGACAAGACAAAGCUAGGACAAGCAUUACAAAUGAAUAGGAGAAACUUAUUUAUUUAUUUUUUUUCCUUCCCUUCCCUUUUCCUCUUCUUUGUAUGUUUUCUCUGUGCUCCCUGCCAGGUGCAAAGGACAGAGCUUAUAACAAUGAUUAACAGGGAGCCAAGUGCCCAGUUGAAGGAUAAAGAGGUGCAAUUUAUAGAUUCAGUUUUAUUUUUCACACAUCACAAUUAUGUAUUUGUUAAAUACAGAUAUUAGUCAAAGAAAUAUUGAAAAUCCUGCAAAGUGACAAUUCCCCUUUAAUUGAUUCAUCUAUGUGUUUUCCAGUUAUAUUUGCAAAGCUCUGUACCUGCAGUCAAUACCACAAAAGGCCCAUCAUUUGAGCUGUGAAUAUAUCAAUAUGUAAUCAUUUUGAUUGUUUCUCAUUUUAGGCAAAAGGAAAUGAAGAUUAUGGAGAAACUGUGGUUGUUAUGCAGAAUGAGAUUUUUAUGGAUGAUUUUUUCCUUCAGGUAAGAAUACUUGCAAUAAAAAUAGAAAAGUGAAUGGCGCUUACACAAUGAAAGGAACACACAAGUAGUGGUGGGAUAAAAAGUGUUCCCCAACACCUUAAGUACACAAUGUAAGAUAAAAGAUAUAUUGACACUCAAUGUAUAAAUGCCAAAAAAGAGAUCCACACACCACUCUCUUAGUCCCAAAUAGUGAGUGUAUACAAUACUUAUAAAUAAAAAGAUGUACGCUGAUGGUAUUCCAUGUACUGGAACCCUAGAAUAACACAAAGCAGUACAUAGCGUAGACUGUAUAUAAUAAUGAUAAUGUAGUAAAGAAUAAAUGAAUCCACUCACGAAUUCCAGAGCCGUACCAGGCUCUGUGUAAAGUGCCCCAGGGUGCCUAUGCAGGCUAGAUAUGGAAUCUUUACAAAAUCCCUCAGAGGUAGGAGAAGCAGCAGAGUAAUGUCAAAAUAAAUAAAUUCAAAAUAAAUUUAUUUGUAAUAAAAAUAUGUAAAAACAACUACAUAGGUUGUAUAAAAAGGUAAUAUAUAUUACCUUCUUAUACAACCUAUGUAGUUGUUUUUACAUAUUUUUAUUACAAAUACAUUUAUUUUGAAUUUAUUUAUUUUGACAUUACAUUAAAUUGAAUCUAUAAUUUAUUUUGAAUUUAUUUAUUUUGACAUUACUCUGCUGCUUCUCCUACCUCUGAGGGAUUUUGUGAAGAUUCCAUAUCUUGCCUGCAUAGGCACCCUGGGGCACUUUACACAGAGCCUGGUACGGCUCUGGAAUUCGUGAGUGGAUUCAUUUAUUCUUUACUACAUUAUCAUUAUUAUAUACAGUCUACGCUAUGUACUGCUUUGUGUUAUUCUAGGGUUCCAGUACAUGGAAUACCAUCAGCGUACAUCUUUUCAUUUAUAAGUAUUGUAUACACUCACUAUUUGGGACUAAGAGAGUGGUGUGUGGAUCUCUUUUUUGGCAUUUAUACAUUGUGUCAAUAUAUCUUUUAUCUUACAUUAGGUAAGAAUACUUGCUGCUUAGAAAAUGAAGUCUCAACUAUGGGGGGAAUAUUUUUUUUUAUAAAACUGAUUAUUUAUAUAUAUAUAUAUAUAUAUAUAUAUAUUUUCAUGACAUGUAUGUAUUACCUGAAACCAGAGGGCUGCACUCACCUGUAAAUGCAUAAACAGGGGGGUUGCUGCUGGGGUCCAAUUUAUACAAUACACAAGAUCAGUGCACUCACUUAUCCACAAAACAGCAACAGCAAUUAUGUGUUAAAAAAACACAUCUAUGCAAAAAUAAUGAGGGUUUAAUUACAUUAUAUGAUCAUACAUUGCAUAAGCCUGCCGCAGCAUCAGUGUACCCCAUCUUUGGCAGAUUCUAACCAUGUCAGCUUAAUGUCUGCUCUUAUGAGAUUAACCCACUUACUUGGGAGGGGAAUGAAUUCCUCAUUCCAGGGCCCUAUUUAGCCUUGUACUGCAGAGAGCUCCAGAUGGAAUCCCCCCCCAAGUAAGUGGGUUAUUAUUAUUAUUUAUUAUUUAUAAAGCACCGACAAAUUCCGAAGCGUUGUACAAUGGGUGGACUAACAGACACAUAAUUGAGAUCAGACCACUGGACGUACAGGAACAGAGGGGGUUGAGGGCCCUGCUCGAUGAGCUUGCAUGCUAGAGGGAGUGGGGUAUGGUGACACAAAGGGUUAAAGUAGGGAAAUGAAAUGGUUUAUUGAGUGCUUGGUAGGUCAUUUUUGACAGUUGCAGGAAAGGAGUCAUGGGGUGGGGGAUGAGAAACCUGCUGACUGUUUAAUUGAUACGCUUUAAUGAAGAAGUGAAGGAGUGUAGGCUGGAUGAAAGUCUGAUUGAGGAGGGAAGGGAGUUCCACAGAAUAGGUGCAGCCCUGGAGAAGUCUUGAAGGCGAGCAUCAGAGGUGGGGAUCCGGGCAGAGGAUAGGCGUAGGUCUUGGGCUGAGCGCAGGGGUUUCGACUGGACAUACUUGUGUAUGUGUAUGUAUAAGUAUGUUGGAGCAGCAUUAUGUAUGGAUUUGUAAGCAAGUGCCAGCAUUUUGAAUUGGGCCCUAUAUCUAACUGGAAGCCAAUGCAGGGACUGACAAAGCGAGGAGACGUGCGACCGGACAGGAAAAUAAGCCUCGCAGCUGCAUUCAUUAUAGAUUGCAGCGGUGCAAGCUGGGAACAUGUAAGACCGGUGAUAAGGGGAUUGCAAUAGUCAAGGCGAGAGAGAACAGCAGCAUGAACCAGUACCUUAGCCACGUCCGGCGUUAGAUAUGGGCGGACGCGCUGUGUUCUUGAGUUGGAAGCGACAGGAUUUGGCUAUUGAUUGGACAUGAGGAGUAAAAGAGAGGUCAGAAUCAAAAAGAACCCCUAGGCAGCGAGCCUGCGAGGUAGAGGUGAUAGUAGCGCCGUUGACUUGGAUGGAGACAGACACAGGAGUAGCAGCACUUGAGGGAGGACAAACUAGAAGUUCUGUUUUGGACAGGUUGAGUUUAAGGAAGUGAGCAGCCAUCCAGUUGGAAAUAGCAGAGAGGCAGUCAGAAACACAAGUCAAGGUGGGCGGAGAGAGAUCAGGGGAGGACAGGUAGAUUUGCGUGUCAUCUGCAUAUAAAUGAUAUUGGAAGCCAAAGGAGCUGAUGAGUUUACCAAGGGUGGCAGUAUAGAUAGAGAACAGUAGGGGGCCGAGGACAGAACCUUGGGGGACGCCGACAGAGAGGGGUUGGGGAGAGGAGGCAGAGCCAGAGAAAGAAACACUGGAAGAGCGCUGGGAGAGGUAGGAGGAGCACCAGGAGAGAGCAGUAUCCCGUAGAUCAACGUCACAGAGAAUGUUGAGAAGCUGUUGAUGAUAAACAGUGUCAAAGGCGGCAGAAAGAUCAAGGAGGAUUAGGAUAGAGUAUUGGCCGCGAGAUUUAGCAGCAAUUAAAUCGUUGGAUACUUUGGUCACAGCAGUUUUGACAGAGUGACCAGCGCGGAAUCCAGACUGAAGGGGGUGAAGCAGAGAGUUGGAUUCGAGAAAGUCUGUUAAUCUGGUGUACACAACUCUCUUGAGGAUCUUGGAGGCAAAUGGCAGUAGUGAGAUAGGGCGGUAGUUGGAUGGGGAGUUGGGAUCAAGGUUGGGCUUUUUUCAGAAUCAGGGUUGCGGUUGCAUGUUUGAAGGGUGAGGGAAAUGUGCCAGAGGAAAGGGAGAGAUUUGAAAAUGUUAGCGAGAGGAAGAGCAAGAGAGGGAGACAAAGUGCGGAUGAGAUGUGAGGGAAUAGGAUCGCGGAAGCAGGUGGUGGGGCAGGAGGACAGGAGCAGAAACCUCUUGUGCUGUAGCAGGUGCAAAUGAGCAUAGGAUGGUAGGGGGAGUGGGGUUGGGUGAUGUAUUGAUAGGGGUAGGAGAGAUCUCUUUCCUGAUUGUAGAGAUCUUCUCAGUGAAAUGAGAUGCAAAGUUUGUGGUGGAAGGAGGGGGAGUCACAGGGCGAAGAAGAGCAUCAAAAGUGUGAAACAGGUGUUUGGGUUGAUGGGACAGUGUGCUUAUGAGGGUGUUUAAGUAGUUUACUUUUGCAGAGGAAAGAGCCAUGCUGUAGGAGCGCAGCAUACAUUUUAUAGUGGACAAAGUCAGAUGCAAAGUGAGACUUUCUCCAGCAGCGUUCAGCAGUUCUGGAACAUUUUUGGAGGUAAUGGGUCAGCUUGGUGUGCCAGAGUUGUAAUUGGGGGCGCUUGCUGCAUUUAACUGUAGGAGGUGCCAUGAUGUCAAGUUGAAAGGAGAGUGGAGUUGUAGAGUGAGGUUGCAGAGUUAGGGCAGUUGAGAUUUGAGAUGGGUAAAAGGAGUGUUUGGAGUUUGGUGGAGAAGUGCUGGAGAUCAAGGGAGUUUAGGUUUCUGCGAGGUUGGGGAGUUGAUGGUGGUGACAUUUUGGUAUGGGGUAUGCAGAUGUUAAAUGUUAGCAGAUGGUGGUCAGACAAAGGAAAUGGAACAGUGGAGAGAUCAGAGAUUGGUGAAGAUGAGGUCAAGAGUGUUUCCUGCAGUGUGAGUUGCUGAGGAAGAAAUCUGUGUGAGUCCAAAGGAGGAGGUUACAGAGAACAGACUAGAGGCAUCAGGGCAGUUGAGCUUGUUGAUAGGGAUAUUGAAGUCCCCAUGUAUGAGGGAGGGAGUGCUAGAGGAAAGAAAGUGGGAUAACCAGGAGGAAAAGUGUUAAAUAGUUUAGGGUGACGGGGGGGCGAUAGAUGAUGGCAAUUCUUAAAGGAGUGGGCUUAAAAAGGCGUACCGUGUGAACUUCUUCAAAGGAAGUGAAAGAUAGGGCAGGGGCAGGGAGGAUAGGUUGAAAGUUACAUAGAAGGGAGAGAAGGAUGCCUACACCACCUCCUUUACAAUCGAGUCUAGGAGUAUGGGAGAACUGUAGACCACCGAAACAUAAAGAAGCAGGUGUAGCGGUAUCGGAUAGGGACAGCCAGGUCUCAGUGAGUGCCAGUAUUGUGAGUGAGUUAGAGAUGAUGUCAUGUAUAGCUGUAGAUUUGAUAUUACUACAAAUGGAGCGAGCGUUCCAGAGUGCACACUGAAUUUUGGUAGAGGAGGAUAAACUGCAGGGUAUUUGGAGGAGGUUUGCAGACAUUAGGCUGUUAGCGUAGGACCUGCCAAAAAUGGGGUACAUUAACGUUGUGGCAGACUUACGCAAUGUAUGAUCAUAUAAUGUAGCUAGACCCCCAUUAUUUUUGCCUAGAUUGUGUUUUUAAAAAAAAUAAAUAAAAAAAUUCUGUCAUUGAAGUUUCUGUUUAAUGUAUGUAUUACCUAGUUUGUACUUAGAGGUGUAUUGUAGACCUCAUAACCACUACAUUUAAUUGUUGUUGCUACGGUGCUCUGUGUAUUUCUUUUGAGGGUGGAACAGUGGACUUUGUCAUAACAUUCGAUGAAACCGUUUGUGUUGUAUCUAUGUGUAUGCUCAGCCGCAAUUAGCGUCCUUUAUCUAAAAUGUUCAGUAAGAUUAGAGAAUCUGUGCUGUGGCUUCCAUGGUUUCAAUUUGGUCUUUGCUGGGCAGUUAAUUUACCCUUGCUGGGCAGUACAACACUCUCAGUUAAAACUGGUAAGCCAGUUCUCUUUCUUGUCUUAAAAUAGUUUUACACUCUCCAGCUGCAUUAUUUGCAAUAAUACAGCUGCACUAUUAUAUAACUAUUUUAUUCUGAGGAUAUGCACAGCAUGGUAUUCUGCAUUUCAGCUUUCUGUUAGGGAGCAUCAGGAUUGUAAUAAAUGUCAGAACUCCAUAAGGUAUUUAUUUAUUUUUAUUUAUUUAUUUUUUUUUUAGUUAAUUUACAUGUUUUCAUUAGAGCAUGGAUUGUUUCUGAAAGUUAUUUUAUUGCCCUUUUUUAGUUUUCCAGAGAGAGCGAGAGAGAGGGUGAAAUAAGUAUUUGAUCCCCUAUCAAUCAGCAAGAUUUGUGGCUCCCAGUUGUCUUUUAUACAGGUAACAAGCUGAGAUUAGGUGCACUCUCUUGCUCCUAAUCUCAGCUCUUUACCUGUAUAAAAGACACCUGUCCACAGAAGCAAUCAAUCAUAUUCCAAACUCUCUCCACCAUGGCCAAGACCAAAGAGCUGUCCAGGGAUGUCAGGGACAAGAUUUUAGACCUACACAAGGCUGGAAUUGGCUACAAGACCAUCGCCAAGCAGCUUGGUGAGAAUUUGACAGUUGGUGCGAUUAUUCGCAAAUGGAAGAAACACAAAACGGUCAGUCUCCCUCUGUCUGGUGCUCCAUGCAAGAUUUUACCUUGUGGAGUUUCAAUGAUCAUGAGAACAGUGAGGAUCACUCAGCCUAGAACUACACGGGAGGAUCUUGUUAAUGAUCUCAAGGCACCUGGGAGCAUAGUCACCAAGAAAACAAUUGGUAACACACUAUGCUAAGAAGUACUGAAAUCCUGCAGCUCCUGCAAGAUCCCCCUGCUUAAGAAAGCACAUGUCUGAAGUUUGCCAGUGAACAUCUGAAUGAUUCAGAGGAGAGCUGGGUGAAAGUGUUGUUGUCAGAUGAAACCAAAAUCGAUCUCUUUGGCAUCAACUCAACUCUGUGUUUGAAGGAGGAGGAAUGCUGCCUAUGACCCCAAGAGCACCAUCCCAUCCGUCAAAAUGGAGGUAGAAACAUUAUGCUUUGGGGGUGUUUUUCUUCUAAGGGGACAGGACAACUGCACAACAUCAAAGGGACUAUGGAUUGGGCCAGGUACCUUUUAAAUCUUGGGUGAGAAUCUCCUUCCCUUAGCCAGGGCAUUGAAAACAGGUUAAUGGGUAUUACAGCAUUACAAUGACCCAAAUCACACAGCCAAGGAAACAAAGUAGUGGCUCAAGAAGAAGCACAUUAAGGUCCUGGAGUGGUCUGACCAGUCACCAGACCUAAUCCCAUAAGAAAAUCUGUGGAGGGAGCUGAAGGUUCGAGUUCCCAAACGUCGGACUUGAAAGCUUAUGGACUUGGAGAGGAUCUGCAAAGAGAUAUGUGCAAACCUGGAGGCCAACUACAAGAAACGCCUGAUCUCUGUGAUUGCCAACAAGGGUUUUGCCACCAAGUACUAACUCAAAGGGGUCAAAUACUUAUUUCACUCACUGACCUGCAAAUCAAUUUAUAACUUUUCUGACAUUGGUUUUUCUGGAAUUUUUUUCUUUGUUAUUUUGUCUCACUGUAAAAAUACACCUACUAUUAAAAUUAUAGACUGCUAAUUUCUUUGAUAGUGAGCAAACGUUCAAAUUCAGCAAGGGAUCAAAUACUUUUUUUUUUUUUUCCUCACUGUACUUUCAUACGUACAUAAACCCUAAUAGUUAUACUAUUUAUGGUUUGUGGGGAUCGCACUAUAAAUGUAAUUAAGUGGAAACUGACUGUAUUCUAUGUAUAGCACAUAUAGGCAAACUUUUUUUUUUUUUUUAUCAUUUAUACAUAAAAUACAUGGUAUGAAACUUAUACAAAAAAAUUGGUGGGUGGUGGGAAGAGAGAGAGAGAGAGAGAGAGAGUCAGAUCCUGAUGCUGCUUUUGGUAGGAGAUAUCUUUUGAUACUCCUCUGAUUUAGUAGAAAUAGCCCAAAAAAGAAAUGAGACCACUAUUUUGAAUUAUCUUUUAUUUAAAAUUUGACAAUUAAAACAUUGAAAACCUAUAUCCAUAAAGCAUACAAUAAUAUAUUAAUAAGCUGAAAAGUAUGGGAUGAGAAAUUCACCCAGACUUUAACAGAUUUACAAGGAUAGAUGUAACUUGGUGCUGCACGAUAAUUCCUUUAUCUGGCUAAAAAAAGUGUAUAUUUUAAUGUCAAUCCUGUAUACAGUUGCAAGAAAAAGUAUGUGAACCCUUUGGAAUGAUAUGAAUUUCUGCACAAAUUGGUCAUAAAAUGUGAUCUGAUCAUCUAAGUCACAACAAUAGACAAUCACAGUCUGCUUAAACUAAUAACACACAAAGAAUGAAAUGUUGCCAUGUUUUUAUUGAACACACCAUGUAAACAUUCACAGUGCAGGUGGUAAAAGUAUGUGAACCCCUAGACUAAUGACAUCUACAAGAGCUAAUUGGAGUGACAUGUCAGCCAACUGGAGUGAAAUCGAUGAGAUUGGAGGUGUAAAAAAAACACAAAUGCUAACAUCCCUUUUAGCAAAUCUACAAUGCGUAAAACACUAAACAAAAAUGGAUUUCAUGGGAGGAUUCCACAGAGGAAGCCACUGCUGUCCAAACAAAACAUUGCUGCACGUUUACAGUUUGCACAAGAGCACCUGGAUAUUCCACAGCAGUACUGGCAAAAUAUUCUGUGGACAGAUGAAACCAAAGUUGAGUUGUUUGGAAGAAACACACAACACUAUGUGUGGCGAAAAAAAGGCACAGCACACCAACAUCAAAACCUCAUCCCAACUGUGAAGUAUGGUGGUGGGGGCAUCAUGGUUUGGGGCUGCUUUGCUGCGUCAGGGCCUGGACGGAUUGCUAUCAUCGAAGGAAAAAUUAAUUCCCAAGUUUCUCAAGACAUUUUGCAGGAGAACUUAAGGCCAUCUGUCUACCAGCUGAAGCUCAACAGAAGAUGGGGUGUUGCAACAGGACAAUGACCUAAAGCAUAGAAGUAAAUCAACAGAAUGACUUAAACAGAAGAAAAUAUGCCUUCUGAAGUGGCCCAGUCAGAGUCCUGACCUCAACUCGAUUGAGAUGCUGUGGAAUGACCUCAAGAAAGCGAUUCACACAGACGUCACAAGAAUAUUGAUGAACUGAAACAGUUCUGUAAAGAGGAAUGGUCAAGAAUUACUCCUGACCGUUGUGCACGUCUGAUCUGCAACUACAGGAAACGUUUGGUUGAAGUUAUUGCUGCCAAAGGAGGUUCAACCAGUUAUUAAAUCCAAGGGUUCACAUACUUUUCCACCUGCACUGUGAAUGUUUACAUGGUGUGUUCAAUAAAAACAUGGCAACAUUUCAUUCUUUGUGUGUUAUUAGUUUAAGCAGACUGUGAUUGUCUAUUACUCCAUCCUGUAUAUUUAAUUUUUUUGCCCAUAUAUAAACUGAAAAAUGUAAAUAGCAUGUUUUCUAGAGAUACGUCUAAAUCACGGGUGUCAAACACAAGGCCCGCGGGCCGAAUCCGGCCCGCCAGACCUCGUCAUGUGGCCCAUGUAGCCGCCGGCCGCCAGCCCAGUGGCGGAUCCGGGGGGGGCAACGGGGCAAUUGCCCCCCCCCGAGAAUACCGACGGUCUCCCUCUCCUGCCAGCCCAGCAAUGUGCCUGCGGACCGGAGGGGAGAUCACAGAUCUCCCUCCCCGGUCCGCAGGCACAGUGCUGACAGCCGGCGGGGGAGGGAGGGAUAGAGGACCCGGAGCUCAGGCUGCAGCUCCUCUGGGUCCUCCUCUCGCGGGAGUUGGAGUUGCCGCGGUUCCCACGGCAACGCUCCAAAUCUUGCGAGAGUGAACUCUAGCCCUGGAGCGUGGGCUAGAGUUCACUCUCCCCACUGGGACCACCAAUGAAUCCCCCACCGGACCACCAGGGAAAUGUACCCCCUCCCCCCAGUAAAGGUAAGAAGGGAGGGGGGACAUAAAUAUAUAUUUUAAUUAAAAUUAUAUAUAUAUAAUAUAUAAAAGCCCCCCUACCCUUAUAUCACACACACACACUCUACACACACACACACUGCCCCCCAUAAACCCACACUGCUAAUUUAUGAUAAUAAAGAGUGGACACAUAGUCCUACAGAUACAACCGGCCCUUUGAGGGUGACCAAACUGCUGAUGCGGCCCCCGAUGAAUUUAAGUUUGACACCUCUGGUCUAAAUGAUACUCUGUACAUAUUUAAAAGUGUUAUAUUAGAGUAUAAUCCUUAUGGUGACAUUUGAGUGCAAAGUUAGCACUUUCAAAAGGGAAUUGGAAUACUUAGCUGAUACACUACUAUUAAUCUGAAUUUUUAUAGAGUAAGAAGGGGAGGGGAGAAACCAAAAAAAAUUAAAUUUUAUAUAAAAAACCCCCCCGUAAAUUAAAAAAAGAAAAGAAAAAUUACAUGUGGAUUCAUUCAGUUUUUCAGAAGGCAGCUAUAUCUAAAUCUUUAGCCCUCCAAUAAAUAGUGUGUCUAGCUUGAAGAUCCAAUAGGACUCUCUCUGUUUUAAGGUUCUUGAUCUAUCACACCCUCCCUCCCUUUUUUGAUAGACUGUUUCAAUUCAUCUAAUACUUAAGCCCUGUGGGGUCUUCAUUAUGGUUUUCCAAAAAAUGUUGGGAACUCCAUGAUUGGUGUUUUUUUUUUCUUUAUGGCUUGUAUAUGUUCAUUCGUUCUGGUAUUCAGUUUUUUACAUGUCUGAACAAAAUACUGUUUGCCUCAUGGGCAUUCUAAAAGGUAAAUUACAUAUGGCAUAUUGCAAUUGAUAAAUCAUUGGAUUUCAUACUUUUUAUUUUCUUUGUGAUUGGAUGAAAUAUUUUUUUUAUCCCUUUGUUUGAUGACUGGACAAGUUAAUAAGUUUAUUUUAUUUUUUCCGACCUUUAUAUACUCCUUUUAUUAACAGAUUACCAGAUGUGUUACUAGUUCUUUUUUUUUUUUCUUCUUCAUAGUUAUACUUGGGCCUAUUAUGUUUUUGAUGGUUCGGUUCUUUCUGAAUACAACUUUAGGUUUUUCACCAUCUCUUAUACACAUGGUUUUGUUCUGGGAAAUAAUAGGCCAAUAUUUCCACAUGAUCUUCUUUAUUUUUGAUGCUGUAGAGUUGUAGGUGAUCAGAAAGAUUGGUAGUGACCUAUUUGAGUAUUUUUCCUUUGGUCCUUUUUUUGUCAAGUAAGUCUUCUCUGUUCGUGUUAUGAACUUCAUAAAACAUUUUUUGCAGAUGUCGAUAGUCCUAAUGUUUUUGUACGAACGGAGUUGUAAGAUUUAGAAAUUCUUGCUCUAAUUCUUUGGGUCUUCUACAGUUUAUUUUGAUCCUCAUAUAUUGACUUUUUGGGAUGUUUUGAAUCCAUCCUGGUUGGUGUGCACUUCUGGCAUCUAAAAAACAGUUGCAAUCAACCUCCUUGUGAUGAUUUUUAGUUUGGAGAUUUCCAUCUUUAUCCAGGAAAUAUUCAGAUCCAGGAAGGUGAUGUUUGUUCUACUGGCUUCAUGGGUGAAUCGUAACUUCAUAUUAUUGAAGUUUGUAUGGUCUAUAAAUUUAAGUAGAUGUGCCUCUUCUCCUCCCUGCCAUGCCAGUAUGAUGUCAUCAGUGAAUCUUUUGUAGAACAAAAAUUGAUCACAAAACAGAUUGUUCUAAACAUAUUGGCUUUCCCACCAUCCCUUAGUCAGAUUAGCAUAUCAGAGUCCUAGUUUUGUCCCCAUAGCAGUCCUAGUUGUUUGCAUGUAAAAUUGCUUCUCUGCUCACUACUAUUGGAAGGAUUCUGUAAUAUCCACAUACACAGGAUUGCAAUGAUAAAUAUAUCUGCAAUUUUAACCACAAGGACUUAUCUUACAGAUCAAGGAAUAAUUGUGCAGCACCAAGUUUCAAACUUUUAAGUCUGUUAAUGUUUUUGAAUUUCUCACUCCAUACUUUUCAGCUUAUGAAUAUAUUAAUGUAUGCUUUAUGGAUAUAGGUUUCAAUGUGUUAAUUGUCUAAAUUACCUUUUAUUUAAAAUUAAAUAUAGUAGUCUCAUUUCCUCUUUGCCUUCUUUAGGCUAUAUCUACUAAAAUUCUUCCUUUCCCACCCUCCACCCCUUUUAUACCAUUACCAAUAUCUCUGUGUGUGCAAUGUUUCAAGCUGAAAUACUCCACAUACUGACUCUUGCCACCAUGGCCACUUUAAAUCACUGGUUAUGAUAGUUCGAGUAACCCUUUAACAAGGAAGCCUUGGAAAAACACUCAUGCAUUUUUUGUUUUAACUGCAUUGUUCAUAUGCAUUAAAAAUAAAUAUUUUGUAACCUAGAAUUUCCCUUAAAAUCCUUCCUUAAGUACUCAAAAUAAACAAACAUUCUGGUAUUCUGAGUUUAGUGCUGGAACAGGAAAUAUGUUUUUCUGCUUUCAUAUAUUUCUGGGCAUUGGGUAAAAAUUGGUAUUUUCUGCCUGUGGAUAAUUAAGUUAUUCCAUUAGCUAGCUUAAUUAAAUCACAGGCAGAGGGGAGGGCUUGCUGACUGUAUGUGGGAGUGUUACUGUGUUAAUUAUUGUUCCCAUUGGUUUGUGUCCCUUUUGUCCCUGUGUACCAUCAGGUCCAGGGGGUGUGCCUCUGGCCUGAAAAUGUGUAUAAAAGAAAUGCCUUUGUGCUCAAUUAAACCAGACUAUUUCACCCUCAAUACUGAGUUCUCUCUCUUAUUGGGGGAAACUGCUAUAGGCGGCUUACUACAUCACAGCAUCUAAAUAUUUUAUGGCAGAAAAAGCCAACAGUAUUAUGACAUUCACUGUUAAAAUGCCAAGCUUAACUUGAAAAAUACCCCACUUUUUUAAUUUCUCCCUAUUUUUAAGGUUUUAUUCAUAUUAAAUUGUGUUCCUUAUACACGUAUUUGAUGUAAAAUGAAACUCUAAUUUCUCCUGAACAAAAUGAUUCAUAACUAUGGGUACACUUAAUAUGAACGAGGUAAAUUAUGGGUAAACCAACAUAUCUCAAAUUCUAGCUUUUGUUUUGGUUCAGAAUUUGGACAAUUGCCUUCAUCCUUAAGGGAUUAAAGACCUUGAAAGGAAUAUAUACAUCCUAUCAAAGUAAAUAUUCAGCUUCCUGGUUGAGUGAGUUGCACAUAGCUUAGUCUUAGAAAGCAAAGCACAGCAUUUCACACUGGGAUUGUGCACUAUGUAUUGUUGGUAAUAACGCAUACUGUGUAGUGUGUAAAGCAUAUCUUUAGCAGUUUGGCUGUAACAAUUAUUUGAUAAAAUGUCAGUCAUUUUUCUAGAACAGGUGCAUUUUCAUUAGUUUCAUAAGUAAAUAUCCAGUUUACAUUGGAAAGCAUGGAAUACAUGCAUACCUCAGAAGCAUUUUUGCAUUUCAUGUAUCUAGCUCCAGAUGAUAUACUUGGGAAUGCAUUUGAAAUGGGUUUCUGUAAGGCCAGCCAAUAACUGCAUACUGUUGGAUGAUGAUACCUGGAAGCAGCAAUGAUAAGAAAGAUUCUUUGUUUCAUAAAGCUCUUUAUUUCUUCUGGGUUUUAAUAUAUUUUAUACCUACUCAACCUGGAGUCCACUUUGAUCUUUUUUUCUUUUGUUAUUUCAAGCUUUUUCUGUCACUUUUUUUCUUCUUCUAUUCUAACACUAAUCAACAAUAUUUGCUCUGUUUUACGUGAAAUCCAUUUUUAAUUUUAAUAGUUAAAAUUAAAAAAAAACUUUCUUCAAUCUUUUAUCCCAUAGGUAGAAGAGAUACGCAAUUGCAUUACUAAAAUAUCAGAAAAUGUAGAGGAAGUGAAAAAGAAGCAUAGCAGAAUAUUGUCUGCACCCCAUCCUGAAGAACGUAAGGCCUUGAUUAUUGUGUAAUUCUUUUACUUUGCAAAAUUGACAAACUUUAGGAUUAUCUUUUCUCCCCCUUUUUCAUAAUAUGUGCUUGCUUUUUCACCUGUGUCACUGGAGUGUGCUCUCUGUGUCGCCAGUAUACAUUCUCUGUCAUGUAUGUGUGGUAAAUACUGGUAGUGUCUUGUGUGCUAACUGUGGCAUGUGAAUGUGGUUAGUAUUGACUGUGCUUGUGUGUGUGCUGGAUGUGGCUGUGAUGCACUAAAAACACAUAUGCAGAAUCUAGCAGCACACUGAUGCAUACAUUUACCAGCACUCACUGACCCAUUUAAAAGCACACUGACACACAAAUCCAAUAACACGCUCAGACUGACAGACACCCCACAGAUUACCAGCAUUUGAUUUGCAACCUGUCUCAUAAGCUCCUUGCCUGUUAAUAGUGUUUUCUGCCUGGAUAAAACAUCAUGCUGAAUCCCGGCAGCCACUAGUCCUAGGCGUUGUGAGGAACGGUUGACUGGUGCCACUCCUCAUACUUCCCUUUUGAGCCAUCAAGGGAAUACCUGAGAGAGUUUAGCAGUCCUGUAUGUAAGCCUGCCUAAGAAACAUGUUCUUAACUAUACCAUCAGAUAUACCGCCUGCUGUUUUUUUCUGACUAGAGUGCCAAAACCCAAGUAUCUAUCUGAAGCCCUGCUCAGAGAUGUGCUACUCCGCAUGCGCUACUAUCACAUUAAAAAAAGUCCUGUCACAUGGUCGUUCCAAUAAAGAUCUCCCCAGCGACUAAAGAUGUGCAAAUUUUAGCAGACCUAUACACUACUACACUGAGGAAAAAAAAGGAAAGCUUUCAUCCAGUAACAGAAGUACUUAGAAAACACCAAAUAUCUUAUUAAUGGGACUUUCCUACUAAACUGGUUGUGCUACGAACUGACAAAUGGUUAGACCUAUAUCUGCAGAAGACCCACUUCCCUAAAACCAAGAUUCCUACAGUCAGACCCUUCUUACCCCCACCAAUUUUAUGCUACAGCCAAAACAAAAUCAAAAGGAGUAUCUAUCCUUAUUACCAGACCUGUAGCUUUCACUCUACAAGUUUAUAAUAGGACUGGAUGCUAGAUAUGUGAUCACAUCUGCGUUUAAUGAACAGCCAUACACUUUGUUCAACUUAUAUGCCCCAAACACCAACCUAAAGGGGUUUUCUGGAAAAAUUCAGACCGAUACGAUCAAACCAGGCAUGUUUCUCAUUGAGGGAGAUUUUAAUUACAACUUAGACACACAGUUAGACACCACAACAUUACCUCCUAUACCAAGGUGUAGAACCCUUAAUAACUUGUUGGCAGAAAACGUAUGAUUUCUGUCGCACUUCAUACCCACAGGAAAGAGAAUUUACUUAUUAUUCUACGUGGCACAACUCUUACUCAAGCAGUAAGAUUUCCUCACAACGGUUACUGCACUAGAACAGAUCAUAGACUGUUCUUUUAUAGAUUCAGCAGAAUCGUCUAAUCAUGCCAGGGUAAUACUUAAUAUCAAGAAUUCUUUUGACUACAGAGGUGGGGCUCCAUUGAGAUUAAGUUAAUCUCAAGUGGGAGACCCUUCCUUUGUGGAAAAAUUUGAAUCUGAUCUAAAACUCUACUUUUAAACCAAUGCAUCCCAACAACAUGACGCCUCAACUGUGUGGUCAGCUCGUAAUCUGUGUAUACAAGGCCUUCUCAUUCAAUAAGUCUUUACACUCAAAUGAAAGUAUGUCAGAGUUGAUCGACUGGAAGAAACAAUUUCAGGACUUAACAAGAUGUAAUAAGGGAACACUGAAUCCUAAGGAAACAGUUAAAAUUAAAGAGCUCUCAGUUAACAUUAAUGCCAUGAAUCUCCAGCGGGUCGGAUGUCAACUCGAAAAAUGCUAUGCAUGCAGGGAAACCAAGCAGGAGAGAGUUGUUAUUUAUUUAUUUAUUUAUUUGCAGCUAAACUAAAAUCCCGUCAUGCCCAACUCAAAAUUCCCUACAUACUUAAUUCUUCAAACCAAGAGAAAUUGGGAAUGUGUUCACAAAUGGUUAUAGCCAACUCAUACAUUUUAAAAAUGAUACAGAAACUCAUUACGACACUUGAGGGGAUAUCUCAAUAUUUAGAAUCCGUCUCUCUCCCAAAAAUAUCAAUCCAUCAACUAGACUGCCAAGUUGCACGAGAGAUACACAGAAUACAGCAGGAAUUCAGUGCUAAUCAACACACAAUAUAUGCAGAAUGGGAAGCAACCCAAGAGAUAUGUUGCACAAUUAACGAACGAGCUAUUUAAUACUUAUUACUAAAAAAUGUAACCACAUAUUGGCGCCACGCCUGGCCAACAUGUUUGAUGAAUCUGUUACGUAAGGUGGAUUGCAGGUGGAAAUAUUGCACGCCCAUGUGGUAACACUUAGGGGCAUUUUGUCAACGAUCAUCCAUGAAGUAGGUUUCGUGGGAGGUAGACGAGGAGCUGAACGUUCGAGGAAGGUAUUAAAUGUAAUGUACACACUAGACCGAAACAGGAAAGAUUUAUACUAUUUUUGGAUGCCUAAAAGGCAUUUGGUCACCUACAUUGGACCCUCCUUGAGGGUCUACGUAAAUUUGCCUUUCCAGUGAGGUUUCUAUACAACAAGCUAUCUUCCAGUAUGUUCAUGUCAGAACCCUUUACGAUAACAAAUGGUACCAGGCAUGGAUGCCCCAUGUCUCAUAUUUCCUAGCGGUAGAACCCUUGGCACAAUCAAUACAUCCGGAUCCUAACAUCCAUGGUAUCACACUGGGAGAUAAGUCUAUAAGAUGAACCUGUUUGCAGACCACAUAUUUACUAACUCUUACACAACCGUUACGGUCACUGCCAAACCUAUAGACUGAGAUACUGAAACAAAGUCCGCACAUCUAGUUUAAAUUGAACAUGAUCAGAAAUCAAGCUAUGGGGCUUAACUUGACUCAAGAAAUAACUGAAGGCAGUGUUUUAAUUUGAUUGGAGGACUGCUUAUAUAACUUUUUGGGUAUUAAGUUGAUAAAAAAAAAAGAUUUCGAGAAAUUAAAGUGCCAGGAAAACAAAGCUGAACUUUAGCCUAUUGUCAAAGAAGCAUCUUAGAAAAAGUGGUUGUGAUGCACCCAAGUUAUAGAUCUCCAUAAUGAGUAACCAUUGAAUCAUUUUGGUCUGUUAAACAGGUUUUGCACCAACUAUUUUGGAUCCCCAAAGAAAAGAUACUGGACUCCAAUAGUAUCUCCCCACAACAUCCUUAACUCUUGUGGUAUGAAAUAAAACAUUAAUGUACAAAGUUCUAUAUCCUUAUCAAUAGCAGCUCCAAUACAGAUGCUAGACCACUUAAUAUCUACUUUUCCCAACAGACCCUGGAAUAGCUUGGCAUCACACACUUGUACAUGUUAUUUUGUAAGGGAACAUUUUAAACUCUUCCACCGCAUAUCAGAUUAAUUUAACACAUUUAAUUUAUCUUUAAUUUUCUACCUAAAACUAAAAUUCUUCUGAAGCUUUUCUGUACCUUGACCUGACAAAGACAUCCAUAGAUGGGAUGUGUAUAGAUAGAUAAUCUAAUCGCAAACUACUAUCAUAAGGAUAUGGGUAGCUGAUGACAGAAAAGGGGGGGGGAUUGUUGUUUGCCAUGGUAUGGCAAGUGACAGACUUCAUGCACAUCUCUCCUCGAAAUAUGUAGGAAGGUUCUAUAGAGGUUGUACCUAGCACCAGCAAGGUUGUCACAUUUAGGGGGCUAAUUCUCCUCAUGCUGAGAUGCAGGAGGGCUUGUGGUAUAAUGUAUCUAAUGGCAAUGCAAGUUGGUAUAACCCUUUUGGCUUAGAGCAAUGCGUAAUCGGGUGAAUAUCGAACCAUCGAUAGAAUUAUGCCUUUUCCUGAUAAUCCCAUAGAAUAUCCCCAAGCAGCAAAAGAGAAUUGUUUCACAUCCUGGUUUUGUGCAUCACACUUGGCCAGACUCUGGAAACAGACACUUGUACCACUUGAAACUGACAUUAUAGGUGAAGUUACACUCACAGGAGAAUAUGAAUGCAUGAUGACAUCCCAGAUAGACACUCUCCAAACAAUAACACAUUUCUUUUUUUAGAGAACCGAUCAAUAACGCAGCCUAAGGACACAAAAUGAAGCUUAGGAUACGUAUGUAUGAAGCUUGAAUACGUUCGGGCCAGGAGCACAAAUCUUAAUUCCUGACCCUAUAGUGUUAAAAACCCAUCUUAGCUGCUGCCCGAAAAAUGCAGUGUUCUAAACUGAUACUUGUAUGUAUUGAACUCAAUAUAUGUAAAUUUAAUAGAUUUAAAAACUAAUUGGAGUGAAAUAUAUGCAUGGUGUGUGGUAUUGUCAGGACUCCUUUUAAAGAGAUUGCUUCCUGCUUUUAUUGUCUCCCUAAGUUAUCUUGGGCGUGGCAUUGUGCUGGGAGAUCACUGUGGUGCUUUUCUGGUGACACAAAGCUAACUUUAUCAGCAGCAGUAACUGUUCCCUUAAGAUAUGAUACAUGUUUUUAUUACACUACAUCCUGAACGUUUGUACCUGUUCACAACAGAGUAUAUAUUUCCUUAACAACCGUGACAUGAAAAGCCUGUAAAAUUAACUGGAUGGAAUACAUUGCCAGCCUCCACCCUUUCCUCUUGAAUAAAAAUGCAUCCUUUUUUUUUUUCCUUCCUUUUCUCUUUGCAUUGAAAGAGUACCAACAUAGAUAUAUUAAUAAAAAGGAGCAUGCCACAGCAUUCGAAAUAGAAUAAAAAUUCACUUUUUUAUUUUUAAUUUCAUUUCUCCACCUUCCUCUGCAAAUUAUUUAAUUUACUUACUCUGUACUCACUAAUUUAUUGAAGUUACAAUGCAUAACCCAUGUAUCAUCGUAAAACAUUGCCAUCGAGUUCUGGAUAGAUGUUUGCGAUUUUCCAAAUACCUAAAAUUCAGCAGCUCUGAAAUAAUGUGCUUCGCAUUGAAUUAUGCUGCCAAAUUGUGGUUAUGAAGAAUCAUGCAUGAGUGACAUUAUCUACUGUGCAAUAUGGGUUUUAAAAACUGUAAGUAUAUCAUGAGAUAACUGGCACUUACACAGGCUCUGAAAAUUAUGCAGAAUUGCUCCCACAUGGACAGUGAUUUUAGCAGCAACGUUUCGACUCGGUCUUUUUCAAGCUGCUAAGCUUUGGAGUGCAUGGACCUUUCUUUGCAGAAAAAUCAAUAUAAGUGUUGGAAAUAUUUAGUUGAGUACUGAUUUUAUCUUUCUGCUGCAUUAAGAAAAUUCUAAAUAGCUGUAAUAAAAUAAAUAUAACAAAAAAUCCGUAUUUACCAAAACAAGUUUGAACAAAUUAUUGAUAGGUUACAUAAUUGAUUAUAGAAAGUUUAUACUAUUAAUACUGUAAAACCUUAUAUACCAGUAAACACUGCAUGAUGGAAAGACAUGUGAUUUAUGGCACAUACAAAAGGCUCUAGUAGUGUAUUAAGAAAGCAUAAAAUGUGACUACAGCCUUCGAAAAGAAUACUGAUCUGCAGCUUUGGAGUCAAAAGACGGUAGAAUACCUUUUCCUGCACUUUGCCCAAGGAAUGUGAACCUACUGCUCUCUGUUUAUCUGUCAAGCUAUUAUGAUAAAUCAUUGAACAGUAAAAAGAAGAAAAACCAUCAACAAAACUCCCAAAACACAACACACAUUCACAAACUUUUUAUUUACAAAGAAUGUAUCAGAACGUACCAGAAUGGGUAGGACAUCAGGUGAAACAUGCUUAAAUUUUUUACUUGCUUCAAAUCAAUGGCAGACUAACAUUGCCAUCACAUGGAUUCCCCCCUCCCUCUCCCCAUGUUGCUAUGGGUGAAAUAGACACAAUUACACUUGUAUGUGUAUCCAUCUCCCUGUUCUGUCACCAUAUCUGGUUGGGAUUGAGAUGGUUAACUUGCACCAUGUAGCGCCAAGUAGAUAAACCCAAGGCACUGUUUAGGAUACUUAAAAGUGUUUAUUUCAAACUAUUCUUAAAAGCGGUGUUGGAUCUCUGUACAGACAUUACUGAAAAUAAGAAAGAAUGCUAGAUUUUUGUGUGUGCAAGAUCUAGAUCUCAUUAAUUGGUUUUAGUAUGCAGAGUACUCUGGCGCUGUCCCUUCAGUCAGUUUUAAAACCCUUUCUCUGAGACAAAUCUGAUUGAAAAAAUAAAAUAAAAUAAAGCCACAACACCAGAUUAAUGAUAACAUGAAAGUUUAUUCCACCAGCUUGGACCCAGAAACAUUUCAAUUUGGGAAGGUCUUUCAACGGCCUGAUAAAGAAAUUCACAGGUUGAAAUGUUGCUGGGUCCACUUAGGUGGAAUAAACUCUCCUGUUAUCAGUCUGGUGUUGCAGCUUUUAUAUUUUUCCUAGAGUUGGGGGACAUAGUGGGAGGCUCCAUUAGCAUGCACCCUGCCACAACCUUUGGUGCGCCAAACCCUCUAAUUGUUUGUGUUCAUCUGAUUUGAAGUAAUUGAGCAUUAUCUAAAAAUAUAAAAAUUAACAAGUAAAAUUGGUGUGCAGUAUUACCUAGAACAGCUGAAAUUAUUCAUUGUUUGAAUCUACUUGAAACAUUGUACAAAAAGUUAUUAAUAGAUGGUAUUUUGUCCCCACAAGAUUAGCCAAUAUGUAUAGCUCGUGCUCACCAUUAUGUUGGAGAUUCAAACAGAAGUUGGGCUCUUUUUUUUUUUUUUUCAUUCUUUAUUUUUUAAUUUUUACAUUUAAACAGGAAUAGUAACUAGUAGUGAUACAUUAAUGUUGCAAGUUCAUAGCUUACAAUGAAAUAAACAGUGACCCCCGAGGUCCUAGCCCAUGUGACCUACGAUUCUUUCGGUUGGUCUUGUAUGGGUUUUUAGGUUUGCUUCAGCUGUUCAUCCUGUCUGAAUCUAAGCCCCAGGGUCUAUUUGAUAGCUAUAUGCCCAGUUAGUUUGACCUGACCCGGUGUUUCACCUUCUUUGUUCACCCCAGUGGUGGUGAUCUUUAUAAUUAGUGUUAUGCUCGGGUGUCAGUGAUCUAGCUUACUUGUGUCGUGUGUGGGGUAGGUGCGGGCCUUGGUCCCAUCCGCUUCUCGGUGUGGCACCGGGCUGGUCCCCUCGCUCUCCCCACCUUAGCCCUUUCAUUAUGGAGUUGGGCUCUUUUAUACAUAUUUGGUGGGAAUGUGAGAUUGUCAAAAAUUUCCAGCCAUAGUUUACUCACAUUCUCGAAAAUCUAAUCUCUAAGCCUAUUCCUAAAUCUCCAGAAAACGCUAUUUUACAUUUAAAUAUCGAAUCUUUAUACCAGAAGGACUUGACUAUUUAUAUUGAUUUUAUGGUAAAGAUAACAAUAGCCAGGAACUGGAAAAAUUACCUUUUUCUUCAGAUAAGCUGUUAUCUCAAGUUAAGUUUCAACUGGGAAUGGAAUCACAGUUGGACAAGAUAUAUGGCAAAGAUCUGAAGAAUAAAGACUAUAGUACUUUUUGGUUAGAGAAACUAUAACGAGAGAUUAUGGCUGAUCCUGAGUGACAGAGUAUCCAGGCCACAGCCAAAUUUAAACUGGCAGAUUUUCCGCAUACUGACUCAAAGGCGAGCCUGGAACUCUGAGAUCAAACCAUAUAGCUCCCUAUUGUUCUCCUCUCGGCAUGAAAUUUGUCAUAUUUGUUUGUUGUGUUAUGACUUUUAUAUGAAUGUGAUGGAUUUUUGAAUAUUAAUGUUUUGUGUAUGAAAAGUCAUUGUUUAUUUUGUCCCUUUGGAAGUAUAGUUGAAAUACAAUAAAAUAUAUUUAAAAAAAAAUAAAAAAAAAUAAUUGAGCAACAGCCACUAGAGGCAUGUAAACUUUGCUAUCGCUGCAGAAUGCCAAUUUUUUUUUUACCACACAGCAUUGGAAGAUGAGAGGGAAAAUGAAAAACAAAUGUCGCUGCUGAUAAUGCAGAUGGAGGCAUGUCUUUCAGAGGGGGCAUGCAAUUUUCAAACACAUACUAAGUUGUUUUCAGCUGUUGUAACCAGUCAACGUGCAUUGAACAAGGGCCGAAUAUUGAGAUCUUAUCUUUGCUAGUAUGUCCUGGUGACCGUUUUAUGUGGCUGUGGGUAAGUGGUAGGGGUACAUGACAGGAACACAGAGCAGGAUUAAUCUUUUUAGGUGACCUAGGCUGGAGCCCAGGAUCUAUUAUUUUGUUUGGCCCCAUUCACCAUUCCUAUACGAAGAAUGAAAGGGGUAGGGCAAACUGGUUGCCUGCUUGGGGCCCUGUGAGAUACUAAUUAUCCUCUGCAGGAAAUAUGCAUUGGGACCACAUUCUACAGAUCUAUCCAUUUCCACAAGACUGAAUCUUUAUCCCAGGGCAAACUACCAAAUCUAUGUUUCCUUGGAGUAUGCCCAUAAACCAGAUUCUUGUUAGAUGUGCUUAUGCUACUAUGUUUUCAUUGUGAUCUUCCCUUUUAAAUUGAACUUAAUAUGUUUUUGAUUAAAAGUUUUGUUAACAUAUGCUUCCUGGUAUAGGAUUUUCAAACCUGGACACUUAAAGGAUCACUAUAGUGUCAGGAAAACAAAGCGUUUUUCCUGACACUAUAGUGCCCUGAGGGUGCCCCCAUCCUCAGUGUACCUCCCGUAGCAGCUUACCUUAAUCCAGUGCUGGGCUCCCUUGGUGCUGGUGACCUCUCCUCCCCCUUCCAACGUCAGCGGAGCCAAAUGCGCAAGUGCCACGUGCGGAUUCAAAGUGUCCAUAGGAAAGCAUUUCUCAAGGCUUUCUCAUUGACGUUCUGCGCGAUGGAGGCGAAAUGUGCCUCCAGCAUCACAGAUGCGCCUCUAGUGGCUGUCCAGAAGACAUCCACUAGAGGCUGGAAUAACCCCAAAUGUAAACAAGCAGACAGGGAGCAUUGGAGCAGUUAUCUUCCUGCAGCUCCUCUCUGCUCCCUCACGCGCUGUUUAGUGAUGCCGGGAGACUGAAUAGGACAUCACUCCAGCCUCAGCACCACAACAGAGAGCAUGCAGGGAAGCAGAGAGGAACUGCUUGGAAGAUUGGAGAGCAGCCCCACUUGGAGCCAGAAAAAGAACCACUCAGCUCUCCCAAAGGUUGGGAGGCUGGGUGGAUUUAGCUAAAAAAAAUAAAAAAUUAGCAACAUGUGUAUGUCAGUCAGUCAGUCAGUGUGUGCUUGUCAGUGUAUGUCUGUUUAGGUACCAGACCCCUCCAAUUGCAUGAGAAGGGUGUUUUUACUCUCCUUUUCUCUGAAAAGGCAAUGUUUACAUUGAAAAGCCUGCAGGAACAGGCUAUAGACAACAGAACUACAUUAAAAUGUGGUGACAUUGGUGUCCCUUUUUGCUCGUUGAAAAUUAAACUUUGUUAGUUUAAAAAAAACAAAAAAACUGGCUCCUAGAUUCAAAACUUAAAAAAAAUAAUCUUCAAGCCCUGGGUUAGUAUUAAUCGGCUUAAGUCAAUGUGAGUUAAGAAUCCUGUGUAAAUUGUGUUCAUAUUUCUUUCAGGAACGAAGGAAGAUCUUGAGAAUCUUAACAAAGAAAUUAAGAACGUUGCCAAUAAAGUGCGAACCAAGUUAAAAUGUAAGAUAGUACUUAUGUUGAUUUUCUAGCACCUUGCAGUGUGAAACCAAAUUUUUGCCAACUUCUCUAAAGAAGGAUCAUGUCUCAAUACGCAUCUACAAUGAAGACGUGCUUUAUUGCUUGUAAAAUGUGACUAAUCCAACAGGGGUAGCACUAUGCAAGUCAUUGACAGUUUUUUGUACCAGAUUCAGUGAAGCGCUUAAAUAUGUGGAUAAAACUUAAUAGUACCCUAGUUCAAACAAGAAAUAUAUUGAACUCCCAGAGCUAGGUUACAUUGGAACACUCACCUAUUCCAGAGCUAUAACCUAGCUCUGGGAGUUAUUUGCCUGUAGGUCCGUUUAGGCGACCUGCCUCUUUUUCUUUAUGAAGAGUAGUUUAGGAGUUUUCUUAUGUAUUCAGCAGUAGUAUGCAGUAUCUCAAGGAAAGAUAGAUAUAUAUAUAUAGAUAUAUAUAGAUAUAUAUAUAUAUAUAUAUAAUAUGUGUGUUUGUGUAUAUAUAUUGUGUGAUACCGUUUGUAACAAAUAUUUUCAUAUAAAUAGGUAAAAUACUCACAAGCCUGGAGCCUAGUAAUUGGUUCAGUUGAACAGCAGAGUAUGGUUAGGGACCAUACCACCCUUAGUUGUAGAAUGCAGGAACAUUGAUGGUAAAAAAAAAAAAUAUAAAAUAAAUAGAAGUCUAAAUUUUAAAAAGUAUAUACUUUAUUACAACUUACAAUUAAAAUAUCAAAAUAGUAAAAUCUCGGGUCUAUUUAUAUCACUAUUUGAUGUUUGAAUUGUAAGUUCAAUAUAUUCCUUGUUUGCACUAGGUGUACUAUUAAGUUUUAUGCACAUAUUUAAGUGCUCCACUGAAUCUGGUACAAAAAAAAUUCUAUCUUUAAUGUGCAUUUCAAUUCUCCAAAAAUCAUAUCACAUUGUGGUAGCAGCUAAGAGAUUAUUUUUUUUAGCACAGUCAGUCAAUAGAUAUAACACUUUAAUAAGCGCUCAUAUACCGUAUAUACUCGAGUAUAAGCCGAGUUUUUCAGCACAUUUUUUGUGCUGAAAAACCCCAACUCGGCUUAUACUCGAGUCACUGUCUGUAUUAUGGCAAUUUACAUUAAUUUACAUUGCCAUAAUACAGACUGGGGGCUGGCAGAGCUGUUACUUACCUCUCCUGCAGCUCCUGCCAGCUCCCUCCUCCUCCGCGCCGGUCCGGUCAGCACCUCGGUCAGCUCCCAGUGUAAGUCUCGUGAGAGCCGCGGGGUCAUAGUGCGGCUCUCGCGAGACUUACAGUGUGAGCUGACAGAAGAGCUGCACGGACCGGCGCGGAGGAGGAGAGAGCUGACAGGAGCUGCAGGAGAGGUAAGUAACAGCUCUGCCAGCCCCCCUCCUCACCCCACUGAACUGCCAAUGCCACUGGACCACCAGGGAAGGAGAGCCCCCCUCCCUGCCAUGUAUCAAGCAGGGAGGGGGACACACAAAAUAAAUAAAUUAAUAAUAUAUUAAUAAUAAUAAUAAAAAAAUAUAUAUAACAAAAAAAUUUAAUAAUAUUAAUUUAUAAUAUAUAAAUAUAAAUAAAAAAAUAAUUAAAAAAAUAAUAUAAACCAAAAAAAUUAAAAUAAUAAAUAAUAAUAUUUUUAUUUAUUUUAUUUUUUUAUAAAAAUGCCCAUCCCCCACCAAGGCUCUGCAACACAAACACACACUGCACUCAUACACACACACACUGCAUUCAUACACACACACACUGCACUCAUACACACACACUGCGCACUCAUACAUACACUGCGCACUCAUACAUACACACUGCAUCACACACGCACACACACUGCACUCAUACACACACACUGCAUUCAUAUACACACACACUGCAUUUAUAUACACACACUGCACUCAUACACACACACUGCACUCAUACACACACACUGCGCACUCAUACAUACACUGCGCACUCAUACAUACACUGCGCACUCAUACACACACACUGCAUCACACACGCACACACACUGCACUCAUAAACACACACACUGCACUCAUACACACACACUGCAUUCAUAUACACACACACUGCAUUUAUAUACACACACACUGCACUCAUACACACACACUGCACUCAUAUACACACACUGCGCACUCAUACAUACACUGCGCUCUCACACACACACUGCAUUCAUCAUAUACACACACUGUAAAUAAAUAUUCAAUGAAUAUAAUUUUUUUAGGAUCUAAUUUUAUUUAGAAAUUUACCAGUAGCUGCUGCAUUUCCCACCCUAGUCUUAUACUCGAGUCAAUAAGUUUUCCCAGUUUUUUGGGGUAAAAUUAGGGGCCUCGGCUUAUAUUCGGGUCGGCUUAUACUCGAGUAUAUACGGUACAUCAACUGUAUUAACAUGGUUUUUGCCUAAGUGGGAGUACAACUCUGUGAUCAUCAGUCCUGAUGCUCUUGGUCCAGUUACACGGACACUGUAGGCACCCAGACCACUUUAAGAGUAUACAAAAAAACAGAGAAAAAAGGCUGCGCCAAGAGGGAUAAAUAAAACAAAAGAAUUCAGUACAAAUAAAAAAACGUUCUGUGAAAGAUUUCCAGUUUUAGGUGGUGUCUCAACUGAUGUGGUGUCUUCUUUGUUAACAGUUGUCCAUCUCACGAUAUGAAAGACACAAUGGGAAAGAGCUAAUCGUGCAGAGUGUAUAAAUAAGAAAUGGUGAAGUUAAAAUAUAAAUUACACACUCACAUGUCCAUGAGCUAGGACCAGCUCUAGUAUGAUGGGCAUACAGCGGAUUGCCCUCCGCUUAUGGGUGUACUUGUCCUCCUGGGGAGUGCUGAUGUCCAAUUCUCAGGAAAAGAGAUAAAAACAGCCAAUAGUGCUCUCUGGUGAGGUAGUUAGUAUAAAAAAAAUAUAAAAUAAAUAAAAUAUACUCACAAGUAGAGUGCAGGCCUUUCUGCACUCUAUAUAUCGCGUGGGUGGUAUGAUCCCCACCUUAGGAUAUGCCAGGAACAGUGAAUAAGGAUAAAAUAGUAUAAAGAGGUAAUAUAUGUAAAAUAAUUUAUUAAUACAAUAUAUUAAAACCAAUAACGCGUUUCGCCGUAGAGGCUUUAUCAAAUUGGAAUAGUGUUAGUACCUGGCACAUAAAGAGUAUAUAUAGCUUAAACAUACAUUCAAAAAUUGGCGCUUAAAAACGAUCACCAAUCAAAACUGAACAAAAUGUAAAUAAGGAAUACAUAAACAAAAAUAAAAAGUAAUGUACAAUAUUGUUAUAUUAAAACAUAGGAUGGUGUAUAUAUAUAUAUAUAUAUAUAUAUAUAUAUAUAUAUAUAAAUAUCAAUUAAAAACGAGGGUUUUUUAAUAUAAAACAAAAGCAAGUUUAAAAUACAAUAUCCGUGCGUGUCACGUGACCCGCAAUGCACUCUGGGAUCUGUAGUGCGCCGGGCCACGUGACCGCAUGUGGUUUAUCGAUGUGCAUACAGUCCGUGCGGCCAGUGUGGAAGAGGACGGCAGGGCGGGAUCAAGCUGUGUCACGUGACCCGCGGCAUCACACAACACCAAUACCCGCGGGUCAUGUGACCAGAGCCGCAUGGGUGAUGGGAAAUGUAGUACAUAGGCUCAUUAGCAAAAAGAAUAUAAUUUAAAUGGAGAAAUACAUGAAAUAGUAUUAUAGUUUAGAGAUAAAAAGAAUGUGAGACUUGGGUAAAAAUAAAUAAAGCUAAAAAUGGGGUCUAUAUUAAAAAGAUCCACCUUAUUAAUACCCACAGAAAGAAUUAAAAAUAAGCAAAUUAUGUAUAUAUGUAUAUUUACAGUCUCAAAAUAAUGAUAACAUGAGUAAAUAAAUAAAAUCAGAUAACUUAAAAACAAACAGCACUAGAUCUAUGGAAAUGAUACCAGUAAUAAAAGACAAAUAAAUUAGUAAAAUCCAGAGAAAAAAAAAUAAAAAAAAAAAUAUUUAAGAUAAAAGACAAUGCAGUUAUAAAAAAUUAAAUAAAUCAAAAUCUACAUUUAGACCUUGGGGUGUUAAGUUUUGUAGAUUAAAUACCCAUUCCAUCUCUGAUCUACCGAGAAUAUUUUUUAUAUUGCCGCCUCUCCAAGGUAUUACGCAUUACUGGAUACCUAAACAUUUGAGAAAUUUAGGAUCUUGAUUGUGCUUAAUAAAGUGCGGGUCACGUGACAUCCCAGAGUGCAUUGCGGGUCACGUGACACGCACGGAUAUUGUAUUUUAAACUUGCUUUUGUUUUAUAUUAAAAAAACCCUCGUUUUUAAUUGAUAUUUAUAUAUAUAUAUAUAUAUAUAUAUAUAUAUAUAUAUAUAUAUAUACCAUCCUAUGUUUUAAUAUAACAAUACUGUACAUUACUUUUUAUUUUUGUUUAUGUAUUCCUUAUUUACAUUUUGUUCAGUUUUGAUUGGUGAUCGUUGUUAAGCGCCAAUUUUUGAAUGUAUGUUUAAGCUAUAUAUACUCUUUAUGUGCCAGGUACUAACACUAUUCCAAUUUGAUAAAGCCUCUACGGCGAAACGCGUUAUUGGUUUUAAUAUAUUGUAUUAAAUUAUUUUACAUAUAUUACCUCUUUAUACUAUUUUAUCCUUAUUCACUGUUCCUGGCAUAUCCUAAGGUGGGGAUCAUACCACCCACGCGAUAUAUAGAGUGCAGAAAGGCCUGCACUCUACUUGUGAGUAUAUUUUAUUUAUUUUAUAUUUUUUUAUACUAUCUACCUCACCAGAGAGCACUAUUGGCUGUUUUUAUCUCUUUUCCUGAGAAUUGGACAUCAGCACUCCCCAGGAGGACAAGUACCCCCAUAAGCGGAGGGCAAUCCGCUGUAUGCCCAUCAUACUAGAGCUGGUCCUAGCUCAUGGACAUGUGAGUGUGUAAUUUAUAUUUUAACUUCACCAUUUCUUAUUUAUACACUCUGCACGAUUAGCUCUUUCCCAUUGUGUCUUUCAUAUCGUGAGAUGGACAACUGUUAACAAAGAAGACACCACAUCAGUUGAGACACCACCUAAAACUGGAACUCUCUCACAGAACGUUUUUUAUUUGUACUGAAUUCUUUUGUUUUAUUUAUCCCUCUUGGCGCAGCCUUUUUUCUCUGUUUUUUUUGUAUACUCUUAUUGUAGAGGGUUAGAGGGUGACCCCCUAUAAGGCUGCUGCCUUUUAUUAUUAGCGCUAACCGUUUUUACUUUUUUUGUGCACCCAGACCACUUUAGCUCAUUUGGUUUGGGUCCCAACUCCCAUCACCCUUAACCCUGCAAGUGUAAUUAUUGCAUUUUUUUUAUAAACUGCAAUAAUUACCUUGCAUGAUUAAAGGAUCACUAUAGGGUCAGGAACACAAACAUGUAUUCCUGACCCUGUAGUGUUAACACCACCAUCUAACCCCUCUGGGCCCCUCAUGCCUCCAUAAAUAUAGUAAAAAUCUUACUAUAUUCAAACCUGAAGCUGUAACUCUGCAUGCUGUUUGCCUCAGAGAAACAAGCAGUCUGCUGACGUGGUAGCCUGAUCCAGUCACAGUGCUUCCCCAUAGGAUUGGUUGAGACUGACAGGGAGGCAGAUCAGGGGCAGAGCCAGCAUGAUUCAAACGCAGCCCUGGCCAAUCAGCAUCUCCUCAUAGAGAUGAAUUGAAUCAAUGAAUCUCUAGGAGGAAGUUUCAGUGUCUGCAUGCAGAGGGAGGAGAUCCUGAAUGUUUGGAAGCAUUUUAGGCAGUCAUGACCCAGGAAGGAUCUCUAACAGCUAUCUGAGGAGUGGCCAGUGAAGUUGUCACUAGGCUGUAAUGUAAAUACUGCAUUUUCUCUGAAAAGACAGUGUUUACAGCAAAAACCCUGAAGGUAGUGAUUCUACUCACCAAAACAAAUUCAAUAAGCUGUAGUUGUUCUGGUGACUAUAGUGUCCCUUUAAGUCCUCCUCUAGUGGCUGUCUGCCACUGUCUGCACGAGGACCUCCAGCAUCACCGGAAGGGCUUUGGCGCCGGAUUUAGGUAAGUGGCUUCAGUGACAUGGAAUGGCGGGAGGGAGAGGGCCACUGCAGGAUUCUCUAGUGCCAGGAAAACAGGUUUGUUUUCCUGGCACUAGAGAAUCCCUUUAAGAUAUUUUUAUAGGGAGGCAUUGGAGAUCUAUGGUGCACUCUGCAAAACCUUUGCUACUUGAGUAGCAUUAUAGCUCUUGGGCAUUAUCAUGCUUUUGCGUGAUGACACUGAACUUGAAUAUAUUAAAAGAACUUGAGUAUGUCUUUAGAACUAGAACAGCUGAUGCUGUUUCGGACUAACUAGCACUAGAUAGGGACAGCUACUGCACUCUCAAAUCGUGUGUUUACAUAAACAUAAGAGACACAAACGUCUAGGUCACUGUAUGUUAAAGAAAGGAAAUUGACAUCAGUAACGUAGAGAACACUCAGGACACUCACAUUAAGAUUAACCUAAAAAAAAAUUGAUGUUGGGACAGUGUUCAUUUUGUCGACUAACAAUCUGUCUCAUUUUAGUUGACUAAAACAAUUCAGAUGACUAAAACUAAAUUGAAAUUUGUUGCCAAACUAACACUGUGUUGGGGGCAACAAAUACUCUUUAUAACUAAUGCAGACAAAGGUGUACUCAGUAAUUUUAUUUAUUUCAAAUUUACACAAAAUGUGCUACACAAUUGAAUAUUUCAUGAAAAUAAACACUUUUAUGAAAUACUCGCAUUGACUGUUAGCUUGAAUGCGUGAAGUUUCAGUGAAAUUCUAUCAUAAGACAUAGUAGGAACUAUAUAGUUGUAUGCAUUUCUCCUACACUUGACAAAAGUUUACCAAAAGCUAACGCUGUCACAUGUUUUCCCUCCCCCCAAGCUGUCAACAGUGAGAGUUAUGGUGAAAAUGGCAUUGUCUAUGGAGUCUUGCAGGAUCUUCCAUAGACAUCAGUAUUUUAUUCAAACAUGUGUGCGAAAGUACGGCACUGAUGUGGGCUUCCAGGAGAUGGACAUCUUCAGGUGUAUAAAGCCUACCUGCCACGAUACGGCAAGCAGCAAUGCCACUAUCGAGUGUCUUUGCAAAAUAUGCAGAUUCCAAAAGGUGACAGAGCUGCUUUAAAGCAACAUUUGUUACAAAGAUGCUGUGACCUUGAACAACUUCUAGUACACUUGUGGUGAUGCAGUUUUGUGUUUUGGUUUCUUUCUAUGCCUGAUGUAACAUUUGAUCUACAUAUUUUACAGGUAUUGAACAAACAAUUGAGCAGGAUGCACAUUCCAACAGAUCCUCUGUCAAUUUACGAGUUCGGAAAACUCAGGUAUUGUUUCAGUAAAUAUUUCAAUAAUAAUAAACAAUGUUAUUAAAGAAAAAUGGAAAAAAAUAUGCUAAAAUAAGAUCCACAAUUAUGUUACAAACUGGGUAUGUAUGAUCCAAUAUUCCACUGGAUUUGAAAGAUGAAAGCACACUUCAAUAGUGCUCACUGUAUCCGAACAGAAGCUACUGUACUCUACCAAAAGAUUAAAAACCCUAAAUAAUAGCCAUUACCUCUGACGAAGUGGCUCUUUCUACACAUGAAAGGCAUUGGGCUGUUCCAUUGCUCUCAGUGGAAUGUGGUGAGAGCCUGUAGGCGGAGUACAGUGUAAUGUACAGUACAGUAAAUCUCAGUCAUGUGAUGCGGAUGCCAACAGGAAAGCAUUGAUUACAAUGCUUUCCUAUGGGAAAGCUUGGAUGCUCUUGCCAAGCAUCAUGUCCCCAAUGCUCCUCAGAUGAGUAGCUUAGGAUUGAACCAUUGCCAGAGGAGGCCAUGCCUUGCCUAUGAUGUCGAUGGAGGCGGGAGGUGAGAAACGCCGAUGGGAGCAUAGGCACUGGAAACAGGUAAAUACAUCUUUUGUUUUAAUUAUUGUGAAGGGGGGACCUGUAUAUACCAAGAGAGAGGGGCACUAUAGCAUUAAUAAUACUGGUUUGUGUUCACUACACCAUUGUUUUCCUUGUAAAGACAAACCAAAAAAAAAUAAUCUAAAUUUAGUAGAUAUACCCCAAUGAAAAACAUGAAUGCAUUUAGUUAGAAACAUAGAAUGUGACGGCAGAUAAGAACCAUUCGGCCCAUCUAGUCUGCCCAAUUUUCUAAAUACUUUCAUUAGUCCCUAGCCUUAUCUUAUAAUUAGGAUAGCCUUAUGCCUAUCCCACGCAUGCUUAAACUCCUUUACUGUGUUAACCUCUACCACUUCAGCUGGAAGACUAUUCCAUGCAUCCACUACCCUCUCAGUAAAGUAAUACUUCCUGAUAUUGUUGUGGUAGUUUUUCUUCUUUUACAUAUAGUCUCCUCCUUUACUGUGUGGAUUCCCUUUAUAUAUUUAAAUGUUUCUAUCAUAUCCCCCCGUCUCGUCUUUCCUCCAAGCUAUACAUGUUAAGAUCCUUUAACCUUGCCUGGUAAGUUUUAUCCCGCAAUCCAUGAACCAGUUUAGUAGCCCUUCUCUGGUAUCAAUAUCCUUCUGAAGAUACGGUCUCCAGUACUGUGUACAAUACUCCAAGUGAGGUCUCACCAGUGUUCUGUACAAUGGCAUGAGCACUUCCCUCUUUCUACUGCUAAUACAACCAAGCAUUCUGCUAGCAUUUCCUGCUGCUCUAUUACAUUAUCUGCCUACCUUUAAGUAAUCAGAAAUACCGUAAUCACCCCUAAAUCCCUUUCCUCAUAUGUUGAGGUUAGGACUCUAUCAAAUAUUCUGUACUCUGCCCUUGGGUUUUUACGUCCAAGAUGCAUUAUCUUGCACUUAUCCACAUUAAAUGUCAGUUGCCACAAUUCUGACCAUUUUUCUAGUUUACCUAAAUCAUUUGCCAUUUAGCUUAUCCCUCCUGGAACAUCAACCCUGUUACAUAUCUUAGUAUCAUCAGAAAAAAGACAUACCUUACCAUCAAGACCUUCUGCAAUAUCACUAAUAAAAAUAUUAAAGAGAAUGGGUCCAGGUAAAGAUCCCUGAGGUACCCCACUGGUGACAAGUCCAAGCUUCGAAUGUAUUCCAUUAACUACAACCCUCUGUUGCCUGUCACUCAGCCACUGCCUUACCCAUUCAACUAUAUUGGAAUCUAAACUUAAAGACUGCAGUUUAUUGAUAAGCCUUAUAUGUGCAACAGUGUCAAAAGCCUUACUGAAAUCUAGGUAAGCAAUGUCUGCUGCACCACCCUAAUCUAUAAUUUUAGUUACCCAAUCAAAAAAAAAAAUCAGUAAGAUUAGUUUGGCAUGAUCUCCCUGAAGUAAACCCAUGUUGUCUCUGAUCUUGAAAUCCAUAUGUUUUUAGAUGUUCAACAAUCCUAUCCUUUAACAUAGUUUCCAUCACUUUCCCCACUACUGAAGUAAGCUUUACUGGCCUAUAGUUGCCCGACUCUUCCCUAUUUCCUUUCUUGUAAAUGGGUACAACAUUCGCUAACUUCCAAUCUUCUGGGACUACUUCUGUUAACAAUGAUUGGUUAAAUAAAUCUGUUAAUGGUUUUGCUAGUACACCACUAAGCUCUUUUAAUAGCUUUGGGUGUAUUCCAUCAGGUCCCAUUGACUUAUUUGUCUUUUACUUUUGACAGUUGAAAUAGAACCUCUUCCUCUGUAAACUCACGUGUAAUAAAUGACUCAUUUAUCCUUUUUCUCAACUGAGGUCCCUUUCCUUCAUUUUCAUCUGUAAAUACAGAACAAAAAUAUUCAUUGAGGCAGUCAGCUAGACCUUUAUCCUCUUCUACAUACCUUCCUUCUUUUGUUUUUAAUCUAACUAAUCCUUGUUUUACUUUUCUUUUCUCAUUUAUGUAUCUAAAAAAUGUUUUGUCCCCCUUUUUUACUGACUGUGCUAUUUUCUCUUCUGUGUGUGAUUUGGAAGCUCUUAUAACUUGCUUAGCCUCUUUCUGCCUAAUCUUAUAGGUCAUUUUGUCUUCCUCACUCUGGUUUUUUUUUUUUAUAAUUCCUAAAUGCUAACUUUUUGUCUUUAACAAUUUUGGCCACAUCUGCGGAGUAUCACAGUGGUUUCUUGAAUUUUUUGCUUUUACUGACAAGCCUAAUGCAAUUUUCUGUUGCCUUCAAUAGUGCAACUUUUAAAUAAUCCCAUUUCUCUUGGACUCCAUUUAAAUUGCUCCAGUCUGAUAAUGACUCCUCUACCCAUAUUCUAAUUUUAGAAAAGUCUGUUUUUCUAAAGUCUAAAACUUUUGUUUUUGUGUGGUGUGACUCAGUCAUUGUUCUUAUAUUAAACCACACUGACUGAUGAUCACUGGAUCCUAAACUUUCACCUACAGUAAUAUCUGAUACCAAAUCUCCAUUUGUUAACACUAAAUCUAGUAUGGCCUCUUUACGAGUUGGCUCCUCAACAACUUGUUUUAGAGACAAUCCCAGUAGGGAGUUUAGAAUAUGUGUGCUCCUGGCACAAGUAGCUAAUUUUGUUUUCCAAUUUACAUCAGGAAGAUUAAAGUCACCCAUGAUGAUAACUUCCCCCUUCAUUGUCAUUUUAGCUAUUUCCUCAACUAGUAGAUUAUCUAAUUCUUCUAUUUGUCCUGGGGGCCUAUAAAUCACACCUACACGAGUUACUGUGUGAUUACCAAAUUCUAACGUAAUCCAAACGGACUCUGUUUGCCUCACUAACUUUUAUUAGGCUAGAUGUUAUGCUAUCCUUCACAUACAGGGCCACCCCUCCCCCUUUCUUGCCUUCCCUAUCCUUUCUAUAUAAAGAGUACCCAGACAUUGCUAUGUCCCAGUCAUUUUUCUCAUUAUACCAUGUCUCAGUAACAUCGACUAUAUCUACACCAUCAGUUGCCAUGAUUGCCACAAGUUCAUGGAUCUUUUUCCCUAAACUGCGAGCAUUUGUAGACUUGACUCUAAGCUUAUCAUUUUUAACACACUUGCUACAGGCACCUUCUGUCCUUGUUUUGGGGGACAAUUGGAUUGAUGUUUUAUCACCCUUUUGUCCCCCCCCCCUCCUAGUUUUAAUACAUCCCAGUUAGGUAUUUGCAUAAAUUGCUGUUCUUAUGCUGGAAGUCUUUUGAAGUCAUCCCUUUUUUUCAAGUCCAUAGUUUGCGUUCUCAGACCUUUGGAGUGUGCCAGCAUAGGUGGGGGGAGAUGGGUAGUGCCAGGAGGAUAACACAGUUGCCAGGGACCCGAGGAUAGUGACCAUUGUAAACACCGCACUCUAGCAGAGUGCGUUUGUCCUGAAAGAGACAGUCAGGCAGAUGUUGCUUUAUUAAUUUUCCAUAAAAAUAGGCACUUUAACCCCUUCAGGACGGAGUCAAUAGUACACGUUCUGAUCAAACCAAAAACUGGAAUUUGCGCUAGAUGUCUGUUUAGCCUUAAUUCAACUCUUUCAUAUUAAGUGCACCCACACUUAUUAUAUAUAAUUUUGUUCAGGAGAUACAGGGCUUUAAGUUCUCAUGGAUUAUUCAUAUAUGAAACAUAAUUAUUGUAGUUCCGUCUGACAUUUUAGCUGUAAAAUGUCAUAAAACUGUGCUUUUACUGCAAUAAAAUGCACAUAUUUGUAUUCAGCAAAGUCUCACGAGUACAACAGUACCACCCAUUAACAGGUUUUACGGUGUUUUGGAAAAUUAAAGAGUCAAAUAUAGCACAUUUAAUUUUUCCGUUUUUUUCCACAUUAAAAUUUGCGAGAUUAGUAAUGUUACGUUUGAGACUGUGUGGUAGCCCAGGAAUGAGAAUUACCCCAAUGAUGGCAUACCAUUUGCAAAAGUAGACAACCUAAGGUAUUGCAAGUGGGGUAUGUCAAUUCUUUUUUUAGUAGCCACUUAGUCACAUGUAGUGCUUGCGAAUUAAAUUCUCUGCACUUUCUGCCUGGGCUGUCAGGCAUGUCAAUCAAAUUUUAAUUAAUAAAAUCACAUAAUUAUGCUAAAAGAGUACUUAAACAUACACGUAGAAUUUUAAUAUAAAUACAUAUUUAAAUUCUACGUGUAUACUUAUGUAAUCAUGUAAAUAUAUAUACAUAUUAACAAAAUACAGUAAGAAUGAAAUUACGUGUGUGUGUAUAUAUAUAUAUAUAUAUCUCUCUCUCUAAAAAAGUAUUCAUUUUUUAAAAAUAUUUUUUUAUUUAUUAUUGUAAUUAUACGUGUAUAUAUAUAUAUGUGUGUGUGUGUGUGUGUAUAUAUGUAUUUAUAUAUAUAUAUAUUCUCUCUCUUUGAGAGCUGUCACAUGGCCCCUGGGGGCCUGAUAGUCCCAACUGAAGAGGAUCACGGCAUAGGUAAGUCCCACCAGGGCUCAUGGGGGCUUAAGUAGAGGGGGGUGGGGGCUGAGGUGGGUGCUGGGAGAUACUAGCUGAGGGGUGGGUGGAGGGUAAUGGGGGCUAAGGGGGUGGGUGGAGGGCAUGGGCUGAGGUGAGUGAAGGGAAGAUGGGUGCUGCUUGGAAUUACUAGCUGAGAUGGGUGGAGGGGGCAUGGGGCUGAGGUGGGUGCUGAGGGAGAUGAGGGCUGAUGGGGGUGGGUGCUAGAGGCAAUGGGGGCUAACGGUGGAGGGGGAGGUUGUUGAAGGGGGCAUGUGAUGCAAGCUGAUAUGGGUGCAUCACCCUUUUGUCCCCCCCCCCUCCUAGUUUUAAUACAUCCCAAUGGGGCUGAGGUGGGUGAAGGGGAGAUGCCAGCUGAUGUGGGUGGAGGGGAGAUGGGGGAUGAGGUGGGUGGGGGAGGAAAUGUGUGCAGGGGGAAUGGGGCUGAGGUGUAGGUGAAAUUGUAUGUGGGAUUUACAUUCCUUCUAUUUCUGCCAGGCUGCUCCUUAGCUUCAGCCACCCUGCAGAUUCAGAAGAGGAGGGCAGGAAGUGAUGUCACUUGCACUCCCCGGGCCCUGCCUCCUCCCCUCACACAGAGCUCCGCACAGAGAGGAUGGAGAAGACCUGGCAACACCAGGAUUGUUGCCAAGUCUCACUCUGCAGGUGAGGGGACACAUCAGGGCAAUCUAUCCUGUGUAAUUGUGCCUCUCUGGCUGGGGAGAUUUCUGAUCUCCCCAGCCAGAGAGAGUAUGGCUGUUCAGCCGGCUGAGCCCCUAACUGCCUUGGGCCCUUGGUUAUUGACCGAUCUGCCAGAGUGGUCAGUCCGCCGCUGCAUAAACGUAUGGUAUGCAGAAUUCCAUUCUUCACCAUCAUCAGAAUGUUGCAGCUUGGGUAGGCAUUUACCUUUUCCUUUCUCCCUUAAUGUUGUUGUGACCAUGUUAUUAACCAUAUUUGCACACAUGUCUGUCUGUGAUGUAAUUGACUCUACAAGCAUUUAUCAUCAUAUUAUUUGGUACAAAUUUCAUUAGUGUUAAAUAAACAUCAAUUACACGUUUGGUUAGUUUGUAUGUUUGAGAUCUAUGCAAACCUACAUAAAUGAAUGGAUUUAGUGUUGAAAUGCAUUGCAAGGGAGAGGCCUGACCAUGCUGACUGGUCUCAUGAAAAUAUCACUAUAACUGAACGCUGUCAAGAAAUUUUUGAAACCUGGUAGCCAUUGACUCUUAUGCAAGCUUGCUGUUCUCUGUUUUUGCUGUGGUUAUCUCCAGGCAUAAUCUGAGGCUUUUUUUUCCUGACAAAACACUAAAGGGAGGCAGCACACCUACAGCCUGGCUAAAUGUUUCAAGCAGCCACUGCCCUUGGCUUGAUGACCCUGAAUCUCCCUGUGAACUUGACCCUAGGAGGCCAGUGGAGUUAUACUGAUCCUGCUAGCCUUUAUGCAGACCAUGAAGUAAUGUGCCUGGUCAGGGAGGUGAUCGGACGUCUACACUAUCUGGAUCUCCCCUUCUCACCAUCACAUGCGUUCUAAUAUGUCUCUUUACAGUGGCUUAUGGUCUUCCUCGUAUAUAUAUUUUAUUCUGCAAGGGCAGGUCCAAUUAUUUGAGGCAUUCAAGAAUCAGGCAGGUAUAUUAGCAUGGUGUAGCAAUCACAUUCUUAUCUCAGUCAUACAGCACAUUACAUUACAGUAGGUUAUUCACUCUCACCUCCCUUCCUUUAGCUGAGCUCCACUUGUGGGGACUCGCAUGGAAGGGUGACAUGAGGUUACAACGUGGCUCCUCUAGUUUCUGGAUGCAGAAGAUGGUGUGCGGUGACUGGUAGAGGUGAGUAAGUUAUCUAUAAUAUCGGUAGAUUACAAGACAGAUACUGAAUAUUGGCUUUAAUAAUCAGCUGAAGAGAUAAUUAGUCUAGCUCUACAUGUGUGUAUUCUUGUAUCUUUUUAUUUUCUCUACUUUGGAGAGACUCUUCAUCUUCCAUCCUGUGCUUUUGCUAUUCCUAAAUACUCUCCUUUCCCCUUCAUGCUCAGGAUGGUAGACGCAUUAUCAUAUAUAUAUGGUCCCUCCUCUCUUAGAUUAUGGGAUGAACAUCUAGCUGGUACUACUGGAAAAAUGUCAAGUACUGUAUAUUUCUUAUCUUCCCUUUUUAAAUUUAAAUAAAUAAUAUAUAUAGAAUUUUUUUUUUUUCUUGCUUGGUUAUGGAUAGGAGAUUAUUUGUGCUGUUAAAUUUACAUUUACGACUCUUGCUUGCUUAUGUGCAUAACAGCAUGUUUUUUGUCAUCCUCCCACCCCCAAACUGAACUGUUGUUGCAUGUCUCCAACUUCCCUUUAAUAAUAUAUCUGUAAUGAAAGAUAUUCUACUAUAAAACCAUGCACCAUGAAAGGAUGCACUUAAUCAUUUGGUGAGUGCUGUCAAUACGUUUGUAGAGUAUGUGGUCUCCUAGAGAAUACAGAGGGGUGGAACAUUUAAUUGACAUUUUAUCUAAUGUGAAAAUGGUAUGUAUUAUAAUGGAUAAACAUCCUCUUAUCACUCAGUAGGGUAUGCCUCCCAGGCCAUAGUGUUAUUUCAGGAAAUAGCUUGAAGGGAAGACGAGACGGCGGGAUAUGAUAGAAAUAUUUAAAUACAUAAAAGGGAAUCAACUCAGUAAAGGAGGAGACUAUAUUUAAUAGAAUAAAAAGUACCACAAUAAGAGGACAUAGUCUUAACCCCUUAGACAGACAGUUUUUCAAUUUUUUUUACCAUUAAAGGCCAGGGCUCUUUUUACAUUUCUGCGGUGUUUGUGUUUAGCUGUAAUUUUCCUCUUACUCAUUUACUGUACCCACUUAUAUUAUAUACCGUUUUUCUCAUCUUUAAAUGAUCUUUGUAAAGAUACCAUUAUUAUUGUCAUCAUCUCAUAUAAUUUACUAUAAUUUUUUUUUUUUAUAAAAUAUGAUGAGAAAAUUUAAAAAAACAAACACUUUUUCUAACUUUGACCCCCAAAAUCUGUUAUGCAUCCACAACCGCCAAAAAACACCUGUGUUAGGGGCGUGGUUUGGCUGCUGACCUGAAUGGGCGCUUAGAGUAAAGGCUCCUGCGAAUUCAACCUUCCAUCCUGCACAAGUAAUCACCUCUUCAUGGCCUCAAACACGCUUCAGACCCAACAAGAUGGUCGUCGAUCCGGCACACGCGGCUCGCCUUCACCAGCCCACAUACGGGAGCCAACAGCCAGAUUCUCAGCUCAGUGAGGCCUUCCUUAAUACUACACAAAUUGGUGAAAACCUACCUAGCUGGGGUGAUUGCGCAGAGUUCCACAGAGAUGAAAGCCGAAAUCCAGGCCCUGGGCAAGCGCACUGCAGCCCUGGAGAACCAAGUAGAGGCCAUGGUGCAAGCACACAAUGCCAUGGUGACCCACUCCAUGAAGCUCAAGAAACAGUUGAAUUAGAGCUGGAGAUGGAAGACCUAUGCAACUGGUCUCCGAGAAAUAACUUGUGGAUCCGCGGCCUGCCAGAAGACCCCAACGAAGGCUAACUAAAAUAGACAACGGAACACUACUUCAAAAACAUUGUCACAGACAUCCCUGACGAACAGUGGACUAUCGAUCGGGCUUGCAGGGCAGACAGCAAGGUGCCCCGGGACAUUAUUAUUAGGUUCUAUUAUUUUACUACCAAAGAGGCCGUACUGUGAUAUGGUAGGGACCAUGACUUCAUUUAUAAAGUUGUAACAAUAUCCCUCUACCAAGAUCUAUCCCCCACCACCUUACAGAAGAGACUCAUUUGGAUACUGGUGGCCGACUAGCUUAGAAACCACAACAUCCGCUUCACAUGGGGACAUCCCUUUAAGGUAGUCGCAUUUAAAGUGGGAAAAACCAACAACGUACUACCGGGAGCUGCACCAUAGAGCUUCUUCCAAGACCUGGAGAUUGAACUACCAGCAGACUUUGCACUACAGGUCUCAGUUUACACUGCCCUGACCUUCUACCCAGAGACUGGCAUCCUGCUGAAAAUGCCUGAAAAGUGUCUCAGGUACCAAAAAGUGUAUGAAUGACACCAAGCACGGUGGUCCACCCGCCUGUGUGAAUCAAGUUAUCCAAGAGGGGCUGUCAAGUGGGGAGAGUGGAGGAAUGACUAGUAAAUGUACAAGCUUGUUCAUACAAAUGCUGCACUGUACGCUGGGGGUGGGACUUGGGAACCCAGCAGGAUCGAGUCCCCUGAGCCGCAUCCACACCCUGACACACGGGAUUAUCCAUUUUAUUCCCCUCCAUACUCUCGAAUAGAUAACAUCUUGGGGAACAGUAUGGGAAUGGCCGUAGCACAACACUCUGACAUUGGGAGCAUAACAUGGUCAGAUCAUGCGGACAUCACUGUCACUCUGGGCAAACUUCACUUUACCACCACAUGGUCCUGGAAGCUUAAUACUAGCCUCCUUAACGAUGACAAUAUUAGAAACUCUACCAAAACCGCUAUACUAGACUAUUUCACCAACAACACCACUCCUGACGUGGACCCAACAAUGACAUGAGCGUCUCACAAGACUGUCAUACGAGGGCACCUCAUUGGGACAGCCACACAUAAAAAACGGACAAAAACUAGAUUACUAGCAGACUUGCAAUCCGCCCUUCGGAAGGCCAAACAGCUACAUAAGACCAACCCCACAGCGACCAAACUUGCAGAACUCACAGCCAUUCAACUCUCCAUCAAAGACAUAUCGCUAGGGGAUGUAGCCCGUUCGGUGCUAUGGUCCAAAAGAUUAUUUUAUGAUAAAUCCAACAAAAUUGACACUCUGCUAGCCAGGGCCCUGCAUCCCAACUAUUUUAUGCAAGGGGGCACACCUAAUGCAGACAGGGCCACUGCCAAUAUCGUCCUCAUCCCAAAACCUGACAAAGACGAAACGCUAGCCCCAAGCUACAGACCCAUCUCACUAAUCAAUUCAGAUAUAAUUUUUUUUGCAAAAAUCCUGUCCACCCGGUUAACACCAUUACUAAACAAACUCAUACACCCUGAUGCCCAGCAGGCAGCUGUAUGAAAAUACCUGCCAGGAAGCAGACCUGAUUUGGUGGAUGACAGAGCCUAAGGUUCCUUCUCUGGCGCUGUGGAAGCCUUCGAUAGGGUCACUUGGCCAUUCUUAUUUCACCUACUACACUCACAGGGAAUCCCAGAGCCGUUUGACAGUGAUCAAGGCACUAUACUCCAACCUCCAGGCUCAGACCCUCAUUAUGGGUGCAAACAGAACUCCCUUCCACUUAGGUAAUGGGACACGACAAGGUUGCCCACAUUCCCCCCUGUUUGCGCUUACCCUAGAACCACUACUAACUGCCAUCCGCUCAGACCCGCACAUAGAGGAGAUGAAAAUAAUGGGCUAACAAUUCAAAGUCUCCGCAUACGCAGACGAUGUCCUACUGACCCUUGGGGACCCACUGACAUCCCUGACACACCUAACCACACUCUUGCAACAAUAUGGAACACUAUCCAGAUAUAAAGUCUACCUCACCAAUUUCACUGCUAUGCCCUUUCAUCUCUCGGCUCGGGGCAAAUAAUACGCACGACACACCGCAUACAGAUCUCCCAGAAGGAGUUCACCUAUCUAGGUAUCCACCUAACUGCGGACCCAAAUCUCCUGUAUCACCGCAGCUACUCUCCCCUCUUCCAGAUCCUCAUCAGGGAACUGGAGCAAUGGAAGGACAAGCCAAUCUCAUGGCUGGGACGCAUUCAUGCUGUUAAGAUGAAUAUACUCCCAAGACUACUCUUCCUAUUUCAGGCACUACCGGUGGGUGUCACCAAGGGAGACCUAGCUGGGACGCAGAGGGCAAUUGACACAUUCAUUUGGCAAAAUAAACACCCUAGAUUGGCACGUAGCUUAUUAUACCGACCUAAGACGAGGGGAGGACUGGGCCUACCCAACUUUUACCUGUAUUAUCUAGUGGCACAAAUGACACAACUUAUCCACUGGCACUCACCACCCGACAAAAGACGAUGGGUGGUGUAGUGGGACCUGGCUGGUUAUCCCCUUUUGUUAGGAUAGGUCAGAACCAUUUGCCUUGUAACUGAACGGGACACAGUUCCAGGAUACAACUUUUUUUUAUUUUUUAUAAUUCUUUAUUUUAUUGUGCAUGAAUAUGACAAUCAGGCUUGCCGUGCCACAACAGCUUGGGCAAACAGAUUAAGACAUUAAUAUACAUAUGAAUGGCACGUGAUAUUACUGCACAUUUUUGUUAAAAUUACUACAUUGCAGAACAAGAAAAAACAGUCUAGGCCUACAGUUGCUAGAAUAUGUGGUGUGAUUGGAGUGUGCUCAGCUAUGCCCUGUUGUUAGUCCACACUGACUGUAAUAUAAGUGUACUGUGGUUUUGAGGUGGGUGGUCCAAUGUAUAAGUGAGCAGGCUAUCCGUCUUGUCCUUUGGAUAGGUUAGAUUUAGUUUGUUCACCGUGUGUUGCGCGGUGCGUUCCUAGCCCUAUCAGGUGGAGUUACGGGUACAUAUUCGGUAUGCCACUGGGGCACAAUAUAUAAGUGUAUGGCCGGUCAGUGUGGCGGGGGGGGCAGGGAGUUAGCUAGCUAGUCAAUUGUCCCAAGGUGCGGGCUACUGCAGGCAUUAUGUUCUAUUGGGCUAGUACUCCAGCAGGUAGGUUGUCGCAGCUUUCGAGUGUGUCACCUAGAGAGUAGCCCUCUUGGUGUGCCGUGAUAGCAGCGUUGUGUUAUAGAUGUUUGGUGAGGAUGCAUGCUGGUUCGUGUGCUGUGACUAUUGCUGUGUUGUGGGGGUGUGCUGCUUGGAUUUGGGAGCUGGUUUAUCGUUCCCGUUUGGGUGGAGUAGCUAUUGAAUCGCUCUAAGGCCCCUGAGUUGGUGGGGGGGGGGUAGUCGGGUGGUGUGUCUGGCGAGAAGUGGUGUGGGGACGUUAGUAGGUUAUAGUAGCUGGAUGGCUUUGACUGAACAUGCCUACAUAAAAUUUUAACUUUAUGACUGUCAACAUUAAGGGGUAUUAUCGCCUGCCAGUCCUUCGGCACUUCCCUCUACCAGAGGGGUAUUGUGGGCCCGGGUCUGGUUGGGGCGUCUCAUCCUGUGUCGGCUUCAGUGCGAGGUACAAAGGGGACUAUGUUGGAUAUGUCCCAGGAGUGUCCAGGUUUGGCAGUGUCGGGCUUGUGCCGGUUGAGCCCCAGGCUGUGGAGGAAUGGGUCGGCGUCAGCAGCUGAGGUGAGUCGGCGGGUGGUCUCGCCCUGUGUGGCUACGAGUGUGUGGGAAGGGCCCCAUCUGUACUGGAUGCCUGCUUCUCGAAGGGUCUUGGUGACCUGGCUGAUAGAACGUCUCCACUCCAACGUUGCCCUGCAGAGAUCCUGGAGAAAGGUUAGUUGGGAGCCCUCAAAUUUGAGCGGGCUCUUGUUCUUGAUGGCGUCCAUCAGUGCUUGUUUGUCGCGUAGGGACUGGAACCUCAGGAGGACAUCGCGGGGAGCGUCAGCUGGAGCCCUUGCGGACUUGGGGAGUCUGAGUAUUCCAUCCAGUUGCAGGUUCUUCGCCUGUUUGGGGUGCAGGGUCUCCGACAGGAGGCGCCUAAUAAAGUGGGGUAGCUCCGUGUCGUUGACAGCUUCUGUGAUGCCUCUUACAUUUAUGUUGAUUCGUCUCCUAGAGUCGUCCAUCGCAUUGACUCUGGCCUGCAGGGCCUGGUGUGAGCCUUGGAGUUGUUGUAGUCGUUCUGUUGCGUCUGUCUGGCAUUGUGCCAUGGAGGUGAUAUCCUCCUCUGUGGCCUUCACCCUGUCCGUCACGGCUGUUACCUCCUCACGGAGCAACGCCAUAUCCGUACGGAACCAUGUGCGCAGGUGUUUCAGGAGGCCCAGGAUGUCUCCCUUCGUUGCGGGAGCCCCCAGGUCCCCUAAUUGCACGGCGGAGAAAGGGUCAUCUGCCUCAGGUAUGGCAUCUGGGGAGUCCAGUGGGUCUUCGUCCGAGGAUAGGCCUGGGGAGUCUGGCGCUGCCGCCAUUUUGGUUUUAGGCCUCGCCAGGAAUAUGUCUCCUAUUCGACGCGUGCCGUCGUCCGAGGAUGCUUUCAGCUUCUUUGAUCGUUUCCCCAUAUUGUUGUGCAGGGGUAUGCUUAGUUUUCGGCGGUGCACCGUCUAUUUUGUAGUUGUUAGCUAGGUUAUUUGCCGCUUUCAGCUCGGAGCUCAGCCGACAUGCGACUUCUCUCCAUGAAGGUCAGGCCCCGCCCCCUCCAGGAUACAACUUUUGACAGCUUUUUAUGCACAGAUCUCCACAGGGGGUCUCCAUCCACACAACAUGAAAAACCAAUCAGGAGGGGGCAGAGUGACAGAUAACCAUCUCCUGGUCUGGGAGAUACUAACAGUACACAGAGACACACAUGAAUACACAUUACAUACAGGGGGGUGAACUUUGGGGCUCGGCGCCCCAGGACGGGAAGGGGGUACAGGGUUAAAUCUUAUAGUGCUGAAUACCCCCGAGUCUGAACCGCUCCCUGCGGCGACCAAUCAGCACUUUACUCAUGUCGAUCAACCAGGAGAAUGGCGCGAACCCAGUUUGAAUGGACACUCCUCCCAUUGGUCGGCACGGACAUCCAUGCGGCCAGCAGGAACUCUGCUGCCCCAGGGACUCCUUGUCGUUGCGCGUCCCUCUCUCCGGUGCAUAUCCCCACGCAGGUAGCCACCGGGGAGAGGGCUCUCCUGGGCAGCCACAAGCCUAGCCUCGUAGCUCCCACGUAGGGGAAAGAGAUGAGUGAAUAUAGCUCCGUUGGGGAGCAGGUAGGCUGAUCCCUGACACCGGGAUUGAAGACCGUGUACGCAGGCUGGUUCGGGAGUCAAGUGCUCCCCCUAGUGUGCGUUCGAUGAUACGAACCGGCAGCCACCCAGGGGAAGCAUGCGCCGCUUGUUCCCUUGAGGUUUCCACACCUCGUUAGGGAAGUGUGAACAUUCUAAAUGUUCUAAUUGGAGUGUCUGGGAGCGCCCCGGAGUGGUCAAAAGCUAUUUUGUAGGGCUUUUCAGUCAAAACUGCAAAAAGGGGAAACACACAUUCUAGGAGGGAACAUCCACACAUAUAAACAAGGCAAUUCACAGUUUAGGCAGCGAUCCCGCCACAGGUUGACAUUAAAUCACUGAUGACAGGUUUAGAUCCUAAUCCUAUAUAUAGAUCCCCAGCAAAAAUACUCCCAUGAAGAAUAUCCCUCCCAGCUUACAUCAAUACCGCCGGGUAUGCAAGUAAGGGGUUGGAAGCCACUGGACUUCAAAAGAUAUGUACACCUAUACCUCAGUAAGAAAGUAGUCCCUUACGAACACUUAAAUAGUAUCACACCACUACGGUUCCAAGACUACUUCCGUUACAUUCAAAUACGGGACUUUGCAAGACAAAAAGACAUAGAGCGGCUAGCCACUAAACAGAGGACCACUUUUGAUCUUGGGAAGACCCUGGAGGGGUGGAAUGGCAGGACAUCUGGGAGGCAUGCACAGAGGUAUCAAUGUGCGUGACUCUCUAGAAACAGUCCUACAGGAUGCUUUUUCGGUGGUAUACCACCCCAGCGAAGCUGUACUGUAUGAAAUUAGUCCCUACAGAUGCCUGUUGGCAUCAGUGUGGCAACAAGGGAAUCUACAUCCACAUGUGGUGGUCCUGUCCGGCAAAAGGUGAUAGAGAUAGGAUCUCACUAUGCUCAUUAUGCAACGAAGAUUGCAUAAGACCACUGGGCAUGUCUACUCUCAAGGCCGACUGAGGGCCUUACCAGGCAUGAGCAAAAAAAACUCUUUAAUAUGAUAUAUCUAGCGGCCCAAAGGGCAUUGCCACAGAAGUGGUCAUGUAUGGAGGCCCCUACACUCACACUAGUCACUAAUAAAAUCAGGGACAACUACCUCAUGGACAAGUUAACCGCCCAAGUGCGGAAUACUACCACAACGUUCUGCAAGGUUUGAGAUCUAUGGGAGCAAUUCGACACUGGCUGAGACCCCACCUCGGACACUACAAAAGGCACCAUUCUAUGAGAUGGGGGAAGGUCAGGGAGUGGUGGGCAACACACUUUUGGUCUGGUUAAUGCAGCAAUUUUCUUUAUUUCAUGUCCUGUACUAUAUAAACCUUGAUGAAAGCGCACCUGGCCCCUAGUAGAGGGAGCGGAUAUUAUAGGGAUUUCCAGACAAAUCGAAUGGGUGGUCCUUCUGAUCCGAUUGCCUGAGGUAAGAAGAGGGCACGACCUACCACCUAACAGGACAGCUACCGGUUAUCACUUAACUUCACUUAUGUCUCUAUCCCUACCACCUAUUUUUCCUGUAUUUCCUACUCUACUGAAAAUAUAAAAUGAGGCAGUAGACUGAGUACACCAGCGAAGUUCAGCAAGAGACCCUCAUCACCUGCGUGCGAUCCAUCAUACACCAUUAAGUACAAAAGGGUCACAUGUUGUUCAAUGCUAUUGUCUUUUGCCAUCUGUACUUAUUGAACAAUCUGAUAUUUACCUCAUCUACUUGCCUUUGCUGAAAAUAAAAAAUAUUAAAACUUUUUUUUAAAAACACCUAAAUAGUUUCUAAAUUUUGUCCUGAGUUUAGAAAUACCCAAUGUUAAAAUGUUCUUAGCUUUUUUUGAAAAGUUAUAGGGCAAUAGGUACAAGUAGCCCUUUGCUAUUUACAAACCAUUUUUUCCCCCCAAAAUAUACACAAGUUACAUUGUAACACUGAUAUCUGUCAGGAAUCCCUGAAUAACCCUUCACUUUCCAUGUGUUCAGCAAUAUCUCCCGAGUACAACAGUGCCCCCAAUGUACAGGUUUUAUGGGUUUUUGCAAACUUACUAGGGUCAAACUAGGCUUUCCUCAUUUCCAUGCACAUUAAAAUUUGCCGGAUUGGUUUGCUGGGCCUAUGUUGCCUUUGAGACCGUAUAGCAGCGCAGGAAUGAAAAUGAACCCCAUCAUGGCAUACCAUUUGUAAAAGUCGACAACCCACGGUAUUCAAAAUUGGGUAUGUCCAGUCUUUUGUAGUAGCCACUUAGUCACAAGCGCUUGCCAAAGUUAGCAUUCAUUAUUGUUUUAGGCAUUUUUUUUUUUUUAACACAUAAAAACUGCACUUUUACUGGUGAUUUCAUCGUUGUGAAAACAUUUUACUGUUUUAAACACUUAUAUUUGUGUUGAGCAAAGUCUCCCGAGUAUAACAAUACCCACCCUGUACAGGUUUUAUUUUUGGAAAGUUACAGGGUCAAAAUAGGGCUUGCCCAAUUCAGUUUGACAGAUUGGUUUGCCGGGUCUGUGUUGCCUUUUGAGACCAUAUGGUAGCCCAGGAAUGUGAAAUAACCCCAUCAUGGCAUACCAUUUUCAAAUGUAGACAAAUGUGUACAGGGUAUUCAAAAUGGGGUCCAGUCUUUUGUAGUAGCCACUUAGUCACAAACACUUGCCAAAGUUAGUUUUUAUAAAUGUGGUUUUUGUUUCAAAUAUAUACAUAUAUAUAACAUUAAAUAUACACACACUUUUAUUUCCUAUAUAUGUAUAAUAUAUUAUUAUUAUUAAAGUAUUUUAUAUAAUGCAUAUAUAUGAUUUCAUUAUAAGUGUAUUUUGAGAUGUGUAUAUAUCUCAAAGUACACUUAUAAUGAAAUCAUAUAUAUGCAUUACAUAUGUAUAAUAUAUUAAGUUAUUUAUUUUUAAUUAAAUUUAUAUAUAUGUAUAUAUAUAUAUAUAUAUAUAUAUAUAUAUAUAUAUACACAUACACACACACGUGUAUUUUGAUAUUUAUAUGUAUAUACAUUAAUAAAAAAGUACACUUGGUAUGACGAGAGAUUAUAUCAUAUCUCUCGUCAUACCAAGUGUACUUUUUUAUUAAUCUAUAUACAUAUAUUAAUAUAAAAAUACACUUAGAGUAAAAUUGUUCAUUUAGAAACUUUAUUUUAAUUUUUUACUUUUUCACCAGCAGUCAGUUCAGGCAGUCUCCCUGCUGGCAGCACUGUAAACACCUAUUGCGGGCAUGUGUCCGCAGUCCUUGAGGACUCUUUUUUUUUUUUUUGUCAGACGUACCUCAUACGUCCGCGGUCCUUAAGGGGCAAAGCUUUAAAAAUAUCAGGAAGUAUUACUUUACUGAGAGGGUAGUGGAUGUAUGGACUAGUCUUCCAGCUGAAGUGGUAGAGGUUAACACAGUGAAGGAGUUUAUGCAUGCAUGGGAUAAGCAUAAGUCUAUCCUAGCUAUAAGAUCAGGCCAGGGACUAAUGAAAGUAUUUAGAAAAUUGGCAGACUAGGUGGGCUAAAUGGUUCUUAUCUGCCGUCACAUUCUAUGUAAUUGGAAGCUUUUCAGGACCACUAUAGGCUGAAAAUGUCAAAAUUGUUCAAAUUGUAGGAGGUUUAGCAGAAUAAAGUAAGGAUAAAAUGUGAUACUUCUCAAUCAUUACAGAUGACAAUCCAGCAUAAUUUCACAACAGAAGUUACAAAAAACAGAAGAACUUCAGAAACAAGUUUGACAUGUUAUCAAUCAUAAGUAUACACCAGUGUUUCAUUGUGGUUCAGGCACAACUUUAGCCAAUCUGAACAAUGAGAUAAGUGCCCAGAUUGAUGGCAUCUCCAUAAUGUUGUUGACACGAUUACUUGUGACUAGCUUCAUGGAUUGUAUAUUGCUGCCAUUGAGUAAUUUCAGAGUGAUAACCAAUGUCCUCCACCACAAAGGUACAAUGGAUGCUAUUGCAAUAAAUGUGCUUUCCAAAAUCCAAAACUCUGAUUUUCAACAUAUCUGGGGAAUGUAGCGUUUAAGUAAGAGGUGAACUUGACCAACCUGCAAUAUCUAUAUCCAUUGCAAUAAUUUCUCUACUUGGUUGUGUUUGCCUAUUUAGAAGAUGGUCUCUUACUUUUCAAAGAAGUGACUGCUCCUCUUUAAACUAUACAAUUGAAUAAAACUUUUGUAAAUUACCUUUACUUUCUGAAUAACCUUACUCUAUAGCAGGGAAGGCGAACCUAUGCCGGGUCCUCUCUGUGGGCACGCAGCCAUAGCUCGCUAUCAAUGCAGAGUAGGCACCUGCCUGCCCAAAACGGCAAGCGCCUACUCUGCUUCUGUGUCGGGAGGACAAGGGGAGGGAUCUGAGAAGCAGCUCUCCCAUCCUCCCAAGAGCAAUCUAUGUGAGCGUUGCCGCGCGUUACCAUGGCAACGCUCCACAAAGCAUCGUGCGGGUGGGAGGACAGGAGCGCUGCAGGACCUGUCCCUCUUACCACCACCGGACCACCAGGGAUUUAGGUGUACCAAGCUGUUAACAGUGCAGGGGAUGAGAAAUCAUAAAUUAAACAGACUGCAAUAAAGGAAGUAUAAACAUUAAAUCUCACUUUACAAGUAGUGUUUAGGGAGUUUGUUUAUACAGCCCUAGUCACACCUCCCUGUAUGUGACUUAGACAAAGUGAUAUAGCUCUUAAAUGGUCGAGAAUUUAGCAGUGAGGCUGCAGGGUCAUAAACUAUACACCAACUCUGCUUCAUUUAGCUAAAAUUGUGUUUGUAACUCUAGUGUCCCUUUAAUCUUUUAAGGUUGUCCGUUGUAAGGAAACCAAGUACAUUUAAACCCUAAUUGGUAGUUUCCUCCCGAACAGCCAGAGCCCAGUGAAUAUAGCCCUCCGUUCGGUAGUUAUAGUAGACGAAUUCCCAAUUGUAAAUCCAAUAGUGUUCCUGGAUAAUUCCCACAGUAAAACACACGAACUCCCAAACAGCAUACGUAGUCAGAAUAAGGGUACAAAGAUGAACUGAAGGUUUAAUGACAGGCAUGCUCUUUUUAUGGAAUUCAGCCCAUGCAAGGGAGCCUCCCAUAUAAUUAGCCAUACAUCCAAUCCUAACAAUAUACAUACUGUACAUCUCUUCCCCUCAGAUAACCAUUAAACACAAUUAAAACGUAACAGCAAUUCCCCAAAGUUUGGAUGUACCCCAAGGUGUCCCCAGAUAGCUAUUGUCUGGGGGACCAACAUAUUAAAAACUCAGUCCAUUCGGUUCAGUCGUUCGGGAGAUAUGGGACUUAGAAGUUUUGACCGACUGCAUGGGCAAAGUAGCCGAAAACAGUUCCAUGAAUUCUGGCCCUGCAGUCGGUCUUAGGUCGCAUGAAAAACCUCCCGAACGGCCGGCCAUCCAGCUACCAUCCUUGGUUCGCUUGAGUCCCCAUCCGUUAGCAAGUCUUCCUACCGAACGACCGGUCGUUCGGUAGUUUGGAAGGGGGUUUAGCCAAGGUCUGGAGGCUUUAGCGGUGUUCGCCUGUUUGAGUGUCCGUUUUCAGUUCCAGACAUUCAACGGCAAACACCGCUGUUCGGGAGCUAAAAUGGCCGCGAACACGUGGAAGUCCCGAAAUGGCGGCGAGACCUGCCGUUCGUGCAGAACUUCUGCCGAACGUAAUCCAGCCAGCAAGGGGGUACAGUCUGUAUAAUGAGUAACAGGGUGGUCUGUAGGGAAACCUUGCUAUUAAAUAAACGAAUACAAAGAGUCCAUUUACAGUAUAAGAGGGGCAUUUCUUCACAUCCGUAUGCUUCUCUAGCAGACUGAGAGGUGCAAAGGACAGUGUUUAUAAGAAUAAUUGGCAGGAAAUAAGGUUGGAGGCGCCCAAUUGCAUGAUAAAAAUGUGUCGUUUUCUACAUUUUAAUGUUACUUUCACGUCUCACACACUUGUUAAUGAAUAAGUAAACCUACUAUUAAAAUCCUGGGAUGUAACUGGUAUAACAACGUAUUGUGCCAGGUGUACAGUAUGUAUCAAAAUGCAUCUACAAUAGAUGACUCAGCUUGGAUUAGUAGGUGUAAUAUUUGGGCAAUAUUUUUGCCUUUCGUUAUAGGAUGGCCCUGAUGGCUGCAUUAAGUCUAAUGGACCGUUACCUUACUGAAUUAAAUUAAACAGAAACUAUAAGCACUCAAACCACCUCAUCUCAAUGAAUUUGACUCUGAGGAGUAUUUGGUUGGUGGAACUGUUUAGGCACAUUUACUUUUCAUCCAUUUCAAAGCUCAUCUAUGAGAUGCAUUUAAUUGUAUGAGAAAACAGCAGGCAAGGUGGUGAAACAUAGGGUGGAAGAAUAACAAAAAGGAUGGCAGAGGUAACAGUGAUGCCAGGGACAUUAUAUAAAUAAAAUUCAUUUGUCCCUAUAGUUUUUUUUUUUUUCCUUAACUUCAGUAACCAUCACAAACUAGGUUUUAACUAUGCACAAACUUAAGCUUGUUAAUUGGUGUUGUUACCUUUUGGAAGGAUGUUCCUAGGUACCAACUGCUAUGUGUCCCGGUUUCCUGGAAAACACAAAACCUAUUGGAUUUUACCUUAUUCAUACUUUAUAACUAACAAACACACUUAUAACAGCUAGUUCAGGCCCUGUUCUUACAUUCCUGAAAUUUCCCUUCCAGCUUACAUUCCUGCUAAUUUAACUCCUUAAGAAACAAAUCUAUUUCGUAUUUUCAGGACAAUUGCAUGUUUGAUUUUGUUUGGUUUUUCAAAUAUUUCACCUUAGUGCAUAACACACAUUUUUACACCAGUGACAGAAUUUCUCAUAUUUUGUGUUUUACAGAUCACAUAUUAAAGGAACACCAUAGUUACCAGAACAAAUGUAGUUGUUCUGGUGAGUAUAGUCAGUCCUUGUAAGCAUUUUGUUUUGUUCAUUCUUUCUUUUUGUUGUGCAUGGAUGGUACAAGACAUCAUGUUGCACUUUAAAACGGCAUAGAACAGAAAAAAAAACAGGUCAAGAGAAAUCAGUACAGUGAAGAGUAAUCUACACAAUUUAUAUGUAAUAGUCAAGCUUGAAGGACACAGUGCUAGUAGAAUAUAUGGAUAAGAUUACCAAGGUAGAGUGAGGAGUAAGAACACUGGAUACAGAAACUCUGAGAAUUAGGGCUCAAUGCCCAUGAGUAGUACCAUGCCAACUUUCAGGAGAGUAUACCCCCAAGAGGCCCUCCCCCGAAAGGUUAUAUAGAUAGCCCACAUAUAGAAUAAGGGAGAAUGAAGUUUAAGUAGCAUAUUGUUAACUAGGGGCAAAGAUACUGCAAAUCCAGUAGAGGUGCAGUGGAACCACUGCUCUAUCCUGUCAGGUGGGAACAUGAAGGGUGAGACUGAGGCAUAAGCACUGUCCAAGAUUCAACAGUCGUUGCCCUGCAGAUGCCAAGCAAUUUGAAGGCCCUCUAGCCCAGAUGAGAACAGACUGCUCCAUUCAAAGGGCAGGGUUGGUGAUUCUCGCUGCUCCACAGGUUUCCCGCUUGGUCUAGCUUUAAACUGCAGCUGUUGAGUCUUGGACACUGUAAGAGUCCCAGCACUUGUACGGGACUGUUCUCUUAUGUGCCGAUUUGCGUGAAGCGUUGAGUGUUUUCUGGCGCGUCGCCAUUUUGGGGUCCUCUUCUGCAUUGGAGCCUUGAUGUUCUGCUGCAUGUGAGGGAUCGGCUGUCGAGGUGAGUGGCUGUUCAGCUGCUGCAUGGUGGCUUGGUGCUGCUUUUCCUCCAGUUUCUGCCAGAAAUUGUGGAAAAUCCUGUCCAGCCUGGACAAUAUGUCAAGUUUCCCUCCAUGAUGUCGGGUUGCCUCGUGGCGUCCGCCAUAUUAGGUGAGCCACUCAAUUGUUCCUCGGUCUCUGUGGUGGCACCUCCAGCCCUCAGUGGGUCAAUAUUGCCUCUUGGGGGUGGGGGGGGUGAGGACUGGGCACCUGGACGUCGCUGAUAUGUCGAGCAGCCCCAGUCUGGCCGAUCGUCUGCUUCCCCCAACCGGUGCCCUAUUGACUGCAUGCUGCAAGUCGUGCAGCAGAUGAGCUCCUGCCAGAUCUCCGAUACCUACAGAGUACCUCAGCUCGAUCAGAGGUCAGUUAAGUUGCUGGGCCUAGCUGAGAGCAGAUUCGAUGUAGCUAAAAACUACAUGUACUGCCAGCAUAGGAGAGGAGCUCAAGCUAAACACGUCUCUUCGCCAUGGCAGUCAGGCCCCGCCCCCGGAAGGCAUUUUUAUGUGUUUACAUUGCCCUCUAGGGACACCUCCAGUAGCCACUCCACCUUCCUGGCUUCCAUGUUGUGAAACGCUAAACUUUCCUCUUACAGAUGCAUUGAUUCAGUGUAUCUCUAUGAGGAGAUGCGGAUUGGCCAAGCCGAUGUCUGUGCUCUGCCCCUGUCCUGCCUCUUUGCUGAUCUCAGCCAAACCAAUGCUUUCCCUAUUCAAAAGCAUUGAAUUGUCUGAAAUAAUCAAAUCUGAUGUCCAUCAAAGAUGCGGAUCAACAGCAGGGUCAGCCCCGGCGGACUCUCACAGCGGUGGAAAUAAGGUAAGUUUUUAUUACCUUGGGGGAAGGGAGGCAAGUUUGUGUUCCUGACCCUAUAGUGUUCUUUUACGACAGAAUGCUCCAAAAAUUUACUUGUUCACUUAUUACAAACAUCUGUCUUGCUCCUGAGCAGGUCAGAGAGGAGACGAUUGCAAGGGUUAUUGGUUAAAACUUUAUUUGUUGUAUUAGACAUAACAAAUUUACUGAAAAAAAGAAUAAAGGGCAGUGUGCCACAAACAGGAUACUUUGAGUAAAAAACAGGGUUUAGGCAAUAUGCCACAAACAAGAUCUUUAGAAAGUAAAUAAAUUGUCUUUUGUAUACAAGCAAGCUUGAAGUUAUACCAAGUAGUUAAGGAUUUCCAGGAUAGUUUGCAAUGCAGCUAGAUAUAGGUAAAUACCUUUUUGGAUAAGACCAUAAAGGAUAACGCAGCGUUGCAGAGGUUGAAACAGGUAGGUAUAUUCCAAAAUAAUAUAAUGUAGGUUGCUUACGAGAUCAUGCAGUGAUGCAGCAAUUGAAGCAGUUAAGAUUCUUCAAUGAAGGCAAUACGCCACAAGGAUCACAUCAGGAUUCUCGGAAGCUGCAUAGAUUCAAUGUCAAGGCCCUGUUGUGUGCCAGUAGAUUUAUCAAGCCUCCUAAUUAGUUAAUUCAGGUGAGUGAAUAGAUUAGUGGCUAGGGAGGCCACUAGAGGAGAAAAUCGUGAAGUUCACAUAAAGGGCCAGUAAUAAACGAAAAAGUCUUACAUGUCAGUUUUGAAACCUGACAAUAUCUUUGCAAAUGUUUUGUUGAAAUGCUACAGAAUUUAAAUGUUUUGUACCUGAAACCUAUUGUUUUGAAGGAACACUUAAUAAGCAGAUGAAAGUGUCAAACAUGCCGUAUAUAAGCUGAGAUCUUUACUGCAUUUACAUUGCUGUACACCUUUUUUUCUCAAUGGAAAUUGGUGGGUAACUAUCUCUUAUACUUCCUUGGUAGGGAAAUUCUUGCUGAAAGUUUUGUAAAUAUUGUUUUGAAUAAUUUCUUCUUGAGUUUACAGGUGGGAUAAAGUGCUAACAGCGAAAACUUUAAAUAUUUGGUAAAAAAUAAAUAAAUCACUGCUUUUUAUAAGUGUACAGUUCAAUGGGUUAAUAAAUGUUUUCCUUUUGUGACAGCAUACAGUAUUGUCCAGGAAGUUUGGGGAGGUUAUGAUUGCAUACAAUGAAAUCCAGAUCCAGUUUCGAGACCGAAGCAAAGCACGUAUACAGCGUCAACUAGAAAUAAGUAAGCUAUCGGCACACCUUUUAGUAAAAAAUAAAUUUAUUUAUAUAUAUAUAUAUAUAUAUAUAUGUGUGUAUAUUUAUUUAUUUGGGGGUGGGCGGGAUUAAUAGUAAAUUAACCAAUUUUUUUGUUUUAUUUAGGAUUAAAUACAAUUAAUUCCUCAGUGAUUUGUUUUGAUUAAUCCCACUUCUUGGUUUACCUUUUAUAUAUAUUUUUUUUAUUUCUAACACUAGUAUUAUGCAUAUGAAAUGGUUAUAUAAAGACACCACUGUGUGCCAAAAUGCUGCAUUCGUGUCUCAAAAAUAAAAAUAAAGAAAAUAAUCAUUGUUUAUGCUGAGCAUUACAACUGCUUGUUGGAACAUUUUGAAUCUUUCAAACAAACAUUUGCUUACAAGCACCUGCUCUUAAAUUAACGGACAACUGUCACCUAUUUUUGAACAUAAUGAUCCUUUCAUCAGGUUUUGAAAGGAACUAUAUUGUGGGUGUUUUUUUUUGUUUUUUGUUUUUAAAGAAGCACAUCCCUUUAGUAUAUGGCAGGAUCCUUCUGUCGUACGUAUUAAUCUUUGGUCAGCCAGUGUCACUCCCUGCGCAGAAGCCGAAAAGCAGAGAGAAUGUCUGUUUUCAAACACUGUCUAACUCAUGGCAUCAAGUGGUGUUCAAAGCCAAUCACAAUGCUUUCUCAUAGGAAAUCAUUGAAUUGGUUGAUGUUGUCAAGUAGCAGAGCCAGCACAAGCCAAACACAGGCAUGGCUAUGGCUAAUCAGCAUCUUCUUACAGAGAUACAUUGAAUCAAUGCAUCUCUAUGAGGAAAGUUCAGUGUCUCCAUGCAAAAGGUGGAGACACUAAAUAUCAGUUCUUCACCCUGAUUGGCACUGCCCCAGGAAGCACCUCUAGUAGACAUAUGAUAAGUGGCCUGUGCAGGUAUCCCUGUCAAUCUAAGCACCAUACACAUAAGCUCCCUUGAGACUUUACCACAUUUUCAUACCCAUGCACUAUUUUUAGUGUAGUGUGUACUCACCAGUACAGAGGGCUGUGUGGCUAAAACCUUUCCCACUGAUUUCUACACUGAAAUAAUCAGUCUGUCAUUGAAAAAAUUGGGAUCAACUCUAGACUACAGUUAUCUUUUAAUAAACUGUUUUCUUUAGUCAUAUUAGGCAUUGUGCCACAAGGUGCAUGGUUUCUAUAACUUUGCAUUUUUUAUUUAAUUGCAAGCUUGAUGUAGUUUUAACUGUGCACUUGCAAGGUUAUUGAGGGUCAAAAUAACCACUCUGAAAUCAGAACUGGCUAGAGAAUUUUCCAAAUUUAGCCAUUUUGGCAUAAAUUAACUUUUAAUUCAUUUUGAAUUCUUGGUGAAUUCUCAAUUUAGUGAAUAACCCUGUUCAAUAAAGUAUAGUUAUCUAAUUUUGUACAACAUACACCCAGCACACUCACUCAUUCACUAAUAUGCAAUUUCAAAGCUCACAGAACGCAGUAGUCUUCUAAACAAAAAACAAAAACGCCUAACCCAGAUAAAAAUGAUGGUUUAGUCAGUGUGUGAUCCUAUAUUGCAUAAGCCUGACACAAAACCAAUUUAUUUCUAAUUCUGUAGAUAUUUAAAGUGACACUAUAGUCACCAGAAAAACUACAGCUUAUUUUUUUUUUCUGGUGUGUAUAAUUAUUUCCUUCAGGCCUUUUGCGGUACACACCGUCUUUUGAGAGAAGAUGCAAUGUUUACAUUACAGCCUACGAAUAACUCAACUGGCCACUCCUCAGAUUACUACUAGAGGUGCUUCCUUGGGCAGUGGGCAGAUGAAUGCCCUGUGUUGCAUGCAGUAUAGAAUUGGUGUCAAUUUGUAGCUUAAAACAUUCGUACAUAUAAAUGUACUUUUCACUUGUAGCUGGAAAAACAACCACAGAUGAUGAACUGGAAGAGAUGUUGGAGUCUGGGAACCCUUCAAUCUUUACAUCAGAUGUAAGUAAUGAGUGGUUAUUAUACAUGCAUUCAUUAGACCUGUUUUGGAAAUAUCAUGAGUGAGCAAAGGCUUGUUUGUGUUUUAGAUCAUUUCAGAUUCCAAGAUUACAAGGCAGGCUCUGAAUGAAAUUGAAUCCCGACACAAAGACAUCAUUAAGCUAGAGUCCAGCAUUCGUGAACUGCAUGAAAUGUUUGUGGAUAUUGCAAUGUUGGUGGAAACUCAGGUAAAAAAAAUAUAUGUAUAUAUUUUUUUUAUUUAUAAACCCUUAUAUAUCUUUCCCAUUUACAUAUAUUGAAAUUAUAAUUGUUUAUCUUCUCCACUUUCAAUGUAUAGUGAUUGUAAAACAUUGCUUCUGAUUUCUAUUUUCGAUACAGUAUGCUGAAUGUAAAGAAGUACUCUUUAUAAUGUAGUAGAUGAUUUACUGCAAACCAAUUAGUUUGAAUGACUAUCUGUUCCUGUCCAAAUUAGAGAUAAUAAAGUUGCGUGCACGCAGAAGUAAAUUCACACUGAGACACAGAGUUCAGGUUAAUGAAAGAACUUCGGAGAAGUUUAAUGGCUUCUGUUUAAAAAGCAGGCUCGCAGGCCCUUUUAAAGGCAUUAUUACAUCAUUGAAGAAAAUCAAGAUAUAGACAAAUAGACAUUGUUAAUUGGCUUAGGUGCUAAGUAGUUAGUAAAAUGCCCUCCCUACGGGGUGUACCAUCUUAGGUCACUAUCCUCGUCAUGAUUGUCUCCUCCAGGUUUUAGCGCCAUUUUGUUAACAUGAGGAGCUCACUCGACGGGAGGGGCCUUUUGGCAGCUAUCCAUUUAGAGUGUAGCCUGGCACUGUUAGUUUCUCAAGGUUAGGUUUCAAGGCUUUUAGUAAAUACACAUUUUAUCAAAGCUAUCAUUGUAAGUGGGAUGCUACAGUGUUUCACACUACAGGUGCAUAAUAUUUCUUGCUGACAUGCAAAUUCUAUAUUCUAUAGACAAAGCUUUCUUGUAAAACUAUGGGGCCUCUUAGAGGUAUAGCAAGAGGAUUUAAAGGGGCCUUACAGAUUUAUAGAGGCCUAAUAAUUCUACAACAAUAUCACAUUCAUGGGUACAUUUCUAUUACUUAACAAUUGAAGCCCACAGGUGUCCUUUUCUCCUUUUGUAUUAGUGUGUCUAAUUAUUUAUCCCAUGUUUGUGUAACUACCAAUGUUAUUUUCAUAAACUUCAGCUCUCUAUAAGAGCAUUAUAUUCAACCUUUUUAAAUAAACCAUUAUAUCAUAUUUUUAAUUUGCAGUCAGUUACUAAGGGGUUAAACAGAAAGUAACCAAUUUUUCUCACCAAAAUGAUUUUACUUAAUAUCCUACUCUAGGAGUCUUACAUUUUGGAGUAGUAGGGCUAUAUCUAGGUGGGUUUGAGGUUAUCUAGAGUUAAGUGUAAAUUAACUAUAAGGGGGAUUGCAGUUAUCUAGUGUCAGAUAAGACCAUUUGUUCGGAGGUAGGCUGUCUACCUUGAUUGAGCUAAUUAGUAGGCAUGGAUGUUGAUUUAGUUCAGAGGUUGGGGAUGGAGAUUUUCCAGCUAUGAGGAAAGGUAGGAAUAGAAGAGAUUGUGGCUAGUUGGAAGUGAGACUGUAACAGGGAGCCUUCUUUCAGUACACUCUAUCAUAGGUGGUCGUUUGUUGAGCACCCUUAAAAAAAUAAAAUGUAUUUUAUGGAAUCAAUGCCAUGGAGAAUAGUAAUACAAUGUCCCAAUGCUAUUUAAACUUUUUUUUUUUCUUUCUUUUUUUUUUUUAUUUUUUUUAUUAUAUGCAACUGUGUGAUGCAUUUGCUAUGAACUAGUAGAACCAAGACCAUCUUGGUUUUGUCACAUCAUUCUAAACUGUUUAACACUUGCUAUUUGCUACUGUUUAUUUCUGCUGAUGGAAAGACAUCCAGGUAAAAAUUCUUUGUUCUCUUUCCUACAUUAUAUAUUUCAUCCACUACAAUGUGUUUUACUUUAACCUGGUUAAAUACGACAAGUUGCAUACUGGCAUAUCAUUUCUGACCCCGUUUCUUCAUAUUUUUUAAUCUGCAUUAACAAGGAUGGCAAAUUUGUUUUGGUCUCCCAUUCAAAGUAUAUUAAAAGAACACCAUUUGAAAGUUGCAUGUUAAGGGACGCAGUAAUCGGAAUUGUGUAGUAUAAUCACAAAAAGUAUUCCUUUUAAUUGCUUAACCAGCAAUGUCCAUCAGAUAUUUCCUUAAUUGGCAGCCACUUUAUAUCAAAAGCUUUUAGAGACUAUUAUUAAAGGAACAUUCUAAGCACCAUAUCCACUACAAGGUAUAGUACCAGGCUUGCAUUUAUUAACACAUUUUUGAACAGUUUGAUUUCUUACCUGUGGUCUGCUGUACCUCUUCCCUCCUCCACUGAUACUGCUAGAGAGCCGUAAGUUACUAUUCAGGACAGUUAGCUCUUCUGGGCUAAGCUGUGUCUUAGGCUGUGAAUUGGCUGUGUCUGUGGAGGAUCUUGCAGGAUUCUCCAUAGACCUCGAUGCCUUAGUACAGCAGUGACAUCGGCUCCGUAAAGGACCCGCCAGGUUUGGGGGACAGUGUUGCUUUAAGCCCUGUAUUGCAAGGCUUAGCUCAAUAGAGCCAAUGAAAGUACCUGCUUUUUGGCGCUGGUGGUAGUAGUAGUGGAAUGGCUGACACUUUGACCUUAGUGGAGGUGGGCAGUGCGACCGAUGGUAAGCUAUAAAGUCUAACCAUUCUAAAAUGGCUUGCAAUGGGUGGUAGGGGGUGUCACUCCUAAUACCAUAACCUCUAGAGUGAGCUGUGGUGGGUAGGGUGCUUGGAUUGUACCUUUAAACAGUAUGUUGUGAGGUUACAACAGAUUUGAAAACGGUAUAUCAAAAUAUGAGUUGGGGAUUUAUUCUAGCAGCUCUUAUUUUUUUUCUCCAAUUUUACAAAUCUUUUCUGAGCUCACAAUUUAGUGAAUGUACCCCUUAUUCAUUUAGCCAUAUUUCUGGUUUUGUACAUAUCCCUAAACACCAUUUCACAAAGCACACUGUAUAUUGCAAAUACACUAUUUUUGUAUUUUAAAGAGUUCUCACAAGAGCAGAUUAAAAAAACAACCAAAAAACAUUUUUUAUUUUGAAUCCCUUCACUAUCAUGACCAUUACACCCAUGGAACAUUCUAGUGUUUCAUUUAACAAACUAGCUUUCUAUAUAAUGUGUUAAACAAGCAUUCAUUUUGCCUAUUGUUUGUGCUCUCGAUCAGAUCAGGCUAUUUAGCUUGUAUUCCCUCCCCCCUUACCUAUCCUUGCAAGUAAAAUCAUUUUGUUUUGCCUUUUGAUUUGGAAAACUGUUUAUAUGAUAGUACAGUAGGUGCAUGUUCCUUUUUAUAUGUACAGUUAGCCUAUUUUGAAAAAAGUAAACUAUUGGCUGUCCGACCUUUUUUGCAAGCCAUAAAGAACUGAAUCUCCUAAGAAUCCCCAAUGAAACAGAGGGGCAUGAUGAUGUUUCUAAACCCCUACAUACUUAUUAACCCUUAAUAAGGAGCACAUGGGCUGGGUGGCAGCAUUGCAACAUGGUUGUGUGAUACAAACGUGAAUACACAAAAUUAAGCACUGCACUCAGACUCCCACUACUCCUGGGCAGCAGCAAUAAACCGUACACAUCAGCCCCAAUACAUACAAUACAAAAAAAACACUAAGUAAAAAGUUACCAGCCACUACCCCAAAUUCCAAUGAAUAUUUAAACAAAUGGAGGAUCCAGAGUUCUUACUUGCCACGGGACGGUUUCGGGUUGGCCUCCAAGGUCUUGGAACAUAGUGCUGUGGUGCGGUAGGCACGUGAUGCUACAUCCAGCACUCUAGCCACCCUGGUGGUGAGCUAAACCUGUCACUGGUAUUUGCAGUUACAGGACAUCCUGAGAAUCUUCAAAAUCAAGAAUGUGUCAGUAGAAACCCUAAGAAUCUUACAAAUCCUGCAAGAAUGAUCCUAAUAGGCCAUGAAGACUCCCAAUUCCGGUAAUUUUGGAAUUUGGAAUUUUCUUCAGGAAGGUUUUUCUUAGGGCCUCUGUUCAUCUUCGCUAAUAGAGCAAGUUUCUGCCCUUAGUUACUUCCUCACUCAAGAUUUGCCUGCCAAAUUCUAAAAUGGUUACUUCAACCCUGAUUUAAAAAAAAAAAAAAUACACUCCAUUUAUAAGUGCCCUAUUAGGUAUUACUAUUGGCCAUCCCUGUAAAAACCUACACAAAAAAAUUGAAACUUACCUUAAUGCUGCGCAGGGCAACACUACCCACACUGAUUUUUCAAGCCCCAUUGUAAUAUCACCAGAAAUUUCGCAAUUGGACUGAUUUACUGGCUCAAAGUGCGCACACUCUGGGUGGUGAGGGGAUAGUAGGUGGGAAGGAUUUCUCCCAAGAGGGAGCUCUAACAGGUUGGGAAGGGGGUGUGUGGACAGUAAUCUUCCCUUUGCAGAUGGUCUGCUUGCAACGGAAAGAUUUUUACAUCUGUUGCAAGCGCGCAGUGCGUGCUGACAAUAUGUAAAAUAUAAACAGAAUUCACCGUGGGCAGCCCUGAACCGUGUUCUGGGCUGCCUAGGUCGCAUGUGCUGGGGUUGCAACUAGCCCCCAGCAUACAAUUAACAGUAACUCCGUAUGUGCAGUGUUUCAAGCUUUGUGUAAAAGUCUUUGGAAGACUGUCCAGUUACAGUUUUGACACUCAAAGCAACAUUUUUAAUAGGCAUAACUGUAGCUGAGCAGGUGGGGCAAAUGUAGGCACAUUUGUUGGCAUCGAUAUUUGUUCCCAGGCCAUCAGUUUGCCCUAAGGUCUUGAUCAAAAACCUGAAUCAGGCAAUUAUCUUACCAACUUUCUGCCAGAAUCCUUCCUCUCCUAAGGAAUAACGUUUUCAGUCAGAACAUCAAGUGGGCUUUAACAAUCUAUUUGGCUAGGUCUCCAAAAUGGAGAAAAGCAGAUCAUCUUUUAAGGGAAAUCAAAAGGUCAACAGACUUCCAAGUUCCCUAUUGCUAGGUGGAUUACUGUCAGGAUUACUGUUUGAUCCAGCACGUAGAACUGUACAGCACGGAUGACAAAUAAGUAACGUAUUACCGGUCCUUAGAAUGGCCGGAUUUAACGUACAAAGAAUAGUCAAAAAUACUAGCCGAGGUCAGGGAACACAGAAAGGGACACAGCGAUGAGGAAAGCCAGGAGUCAGGAUACCAGAAUAUAGAGAAGUCAAUAAACAAAGCCAAAGUCAAAAACCAGGUAGAAAACUAUAAACAGGAACGCGCUCUCAGACAACCACAAGGGAAACCACGACAGGGCACUGAGCAGGCUGAGAACUGGGCCUAAAUACCCCUCCUUUAGUUCUGAUAGGCUGUAACUGGCCUUUGACCCCAAAGUCAGUUACCAGGUUUCAUUUGCAUAAUUGCUGCUCAGCAUUAACCCUUCUGUGGAUUAGGUUGCUGCUCGGCACAACUUUUCCUGUGUGGACAGUAAAUGUCAUUAACCACAUUUCUAUAAGCGGAUGAAUAUGUGACAUUACCCCCCACCUGAAGAACGCCCACCGGGCGGACAGGACCAGGCUUGAGAGGAAAUUUAGCGUGAAAAGCGCGGAUCUUAUGGCCCGCAUGCAGGUCAGGAGCCGAAACCCAAGAAUGAUCAGCAGGACCGUAACCUUUCCAAACAACCAAGUACUGUAAAAUGCCCCGAGAAAACCUAGAAUCCACGAUAGAAGAUACCUCAUACUCUUCCUGACCACCCACCACCACCGGAGGGGGAGGAACACAAGGAACAGUAUAUCUAUUGCAGACAAGAGGUUUGAGUAAGGACACAUGAAAAGUGUUGGGAAUCCCUAAAGAUGCAGGAAGAGCCAGAGAGUAAGACACUGGAUUGAUCCUACGAAGCACUCUAUAGGGACCAAGGAAUCUGGGGGCAAACUUCAUGCUAGGGACCUUAAGCUUGAUGUUGCGAGAUGACAACCAAACCCGGUCCCCCACUUGGUACACCGGGUUGGCACUCCUACGCUUAUCAGCAAAAUGUUUGAAGCGUUCAGCAGCAGCCCCUAGAGCAGUUUGAACCUUAACCCAGGUAUCCCGAAUGGAGGCCAGACGCUCAUCCAGAGCAGGAAUGGCAGUAUCAGAAAAUACCGCAGGGAGAACCGUAGGAUGCCUACCAUUAUUGACAAAAAAUGGACUGUGCCCAGAGGAGUCAUGAACAGCAUUGUUUCUAGCGAACUCGGCCCACGGGAGUAGUUCGGACCAAUUGUCUUGUGUGCUAUUAAUAAAACAACGCAAAUAAACUUCUAAUGACUGGUUAGCCCUCUCAGCUGUACCAUUGGUCUGUGGAUGGUAGGAGGAGGAGAAGGAGAGAUCAAUCCCCAAUUGUUUACUGAACGCCCUCCAGAACCUGGACACAAACUGAGAGCCCCUAUCAGACACAAUAUUGUGGGGGAUGCCAUGCAAACGGACAAUUUCACGUAUGAAAAUUAGGACCAAAUCUUGCGAAGAUGGCAACUUCUUGAGAGGAAUGAAGUGAGCCAUCUUAGAAAAUCGGUCUACAACCAUGAGAAUAGUAGUGAACCCAGCAGAGCUAGGAAGCUCAACAAUAAAGUCCAUGGAUAGGUGGGACCAUGGAAUCUCAGGAACAGGAAGAGGCUGCAACAGGCCACAAGGAAGUGCAUGAGUCACCUUAGAAACUGCACACACAGAACAUGCCUGCACAUACUCCUUUACAUCUUUCCUGAGUGAAUCCCACCAAAAUGAUCUAGUGAUCGCGGCAGUGGACUUAUUGAUGCCCGGGUGUCCAGCAGUUAUAUUGUCAUGGAACACUUUCAUGAUAUUAACCCUUUCACAUAGGGGAACGAACAGUUUAUCACACGGUUUACCACUGGGCGCCUGAGGCUGGGCCUCCAGUAUGGUGCCAAGCAGUGGAGAAGACAGUGAGAGGACAGUAGUAGCAAUAAUACACUCUGCUGGAAUAAUAGGAGAUGUCAUCUGUUCCGGAGCUGACUCAUUAUCAAAUUGCCUGGACAAGGCAUCAGCCUUGGUAUUUUUAGAACCAGGUCUAUAAGUAAUGAGAAAGUUAAAACGUGAAAGGAACAGUGACCAUCUAGCCUGUCUGGAAGACAAACGUUUGGCAUCCCCUAUAUAUGCCAGAUUUUUGUGGUCGGUUAUGAUCAACAGGGGGUCCUUGGAACCCUCCAAAAGAUGUCGCCACUCCUUGAGGGCAAGAAUAAUGGCCAACAGUUCUCUAUUGCCAAUAUCAUAGUUGCGCUCAGCAGGAGACAUCUUUCUGGAGAAGUAGCCACAAGGAUGCAAUGGUGUUCCCUGGCUUUCUCUCUGAGAGAGAACAGCCCCUACCCCUGUCUCGGAUGCAUCAACCUCCAAUAUGAAAGGUUUACUGGUGUCAGGAUGUUUUAGUAUGUCCGCAGAGGCAAAUCUUUGUUUAAGAGUCUCAAAAGCAUUCACAGCCUCUUUGGACCAUACCGUGCUACUAACCCCUUUGCGAGUCAUAUUUGUGAUUGGGGCUAUUACAGAAGAAAAUCCCUUGAUGAAUCUUCUGUAAUAGUUGGCAAAACCAAUAAACCUUUGAAUGGCUUUUAAACCAGAGGGUAAUGGCCAGUGUAGUACAGCCUCUAGUUUUUUAGGAUCCAUUUGAAAUCCCGAUGCAGAGAUGUUGUAACCCAAAAAGUGGACUUCAGGCUGGUCAAAUAUGCACUUUUCUAAUUUACAAUAAAGUUUAUUUUUCAACAACGUCUGCAGAACCUGUUUCACAUGGGAGUGGUGAGUUUGAAGAUCAGGGGAAUACACCAAAAUAUCGUCCAAAUAAACCAAGACAAAUGAGUAAAUGAAUUCCCUGAGUACAUCAUUUAUAAAGUCUUGGAAUACGGCCGGGGCGUUGCAUAACCCAAAUGGCAUUACCAGAUAUUCAUAGUGUCCACUACGGGUAUUAAAUGCCGUCUUCCACUCAUGAUUCUCUUUAAUUCUAACCAAAUUGUAAGCGCUCCUAAGGUCAAGCUUAGUAAAUACUUUAGCUCCCUGAAGUCUAUCGAACAAUUCGGAAAUGAGUGGAAUAGGGUAUGCAUUUUUUACAGUGAUUUUAUUAAGUGCCCUGUAGUCUAUGCAAGGGCGUAACUCACCACCCUUUUUCUCAACAAAAAAGAAUCCUGCACCAGCUGGUGAGGAUGACUUUCUUAUGUGCCCUUUGCUCAAGGAUUCUUUGAUGUAUUCCUCCAUUAUUUUACUCUCCUGGGGAGAUAAGGCAUAAACUGCCCCCUUAGGUGGCAUAGCGCCUGGAAACAGGUUAAUGGCACAGUCAUAUGCUCUGUGGGGAGGCAAUACAUCGGAUUGAGCCUUGUUAAACACCUCCUGAAGUUCUCGGUAUUGUAUGGGAACUCCAGGAGUUUGGGGAGUGGUAGUGGGAAGGUCAAUAGUAUCCAAUCUCUUUAGUACUGGUUUUAUACAUCUCCCCAUACACUCUUUACCCCAUUCUAAUAUCUCCCCAUUAGCCCAGUCAAUAUAGGGAUUGUGCUUACUCAGCCACGGAAACCCUAAUAUGAUAGGACAUGAUGGAGAAGUAAUAACCUGAAACGUCAUCUCCUCCCUAUGGGAGGCCCCAAUGGAGAUCGUAAUAGGGACAGUUUCGUGGGUUAUAAGCGGUUGUGUGAGUGGUCUACCAUCAAUAGCCUCUACAGCUAGCGGCGUAGGUCUCUCCCUGACCGGUAUCUCAUUACCCCUAAUAAACUGGACAUCAAUAAAAUUUCCAGCAGCACCUGAGUCCAUUAGGGCACUGCAAGAAAACUUCUUGUUAUCAAGGGAAAUAGAUACCUCAAGGAGGAAUCUACUUUUGUUUUUGUUAGAGGACAACUCCAUCACACCUAAGAUCUGUCCCCUUAAGGUUCUUAGGUGCGGAAGUUUUCCGGACGCACUGGACAAUUAGUUAUCAUAUGUCCCUUUCUACCGCAAUAUAGGCAUAACCCCUCCCUUCUCCUAUACUGUUUUUCGGCCUCUGACAGUCUAGUGACCCCCAACUGCAUAGGUUCGGGUUCGGACUGUACAGGGAGGUUAGACAAAACAGGUUUAGAGAAUUGAGGUGCUAGGGACAUAGCCGUACGUCUGGUCUUGCUUCUGGUGACUUCUCUGAGUCUUAACCUAUUAUCAAUAUGCAUGACAAACGUAAUAAAUUCGUUAAGACUCUUAGGUAAUUCUUUAGCGGCUAUCUCAUCUAGUAUAGUCUCUGAGAGACCCUUUUUGAAUGCUGAGAUUAACCCAUUGUUAGUCCAGUCUACCUCGGAAGCUAAGGUACGGAAUUCAAUAGCAUAAUCCGAGAUAGACCGGUUACCUUGUCUGAUGUGCAUUAGGGCAGUGGAGGCGUCAUCCUCUCUACCCAAUGGCUCAAACGUGAGCUUGAAUUCGGCAAGGAAUUCCUGGUAAUUAUGAGCUAUGCUCUGAUUACUCUCCCACAACUGAUUAGCCCAGGCAAGGGCCUUGCCCUUUAAUUGAUUCAUUAGAUAACCAAUUCUUGCUCUGUCCGUGGGGAAUGACCCUGGUGAGGCCUCAAAAUGGUACUCCACUUGAUUAAGAAAACCCCUGCAUUCCUGGAUAUUGCCAUCAAACUGUAGGGAUGGUGAUAAGGAGAUGCAAGGAGUCCUAUUAACAGUGGGUGGAGGUACACAGGGUAGAGGUGCUAUAGGAGGAGACGCUGCAGGCUGCAGAUGCUCCGUUCUAGCGAGAAGCGUACUUAAAGCCUGAGUGAAUUGAUCCAUGCGGUGAUCAUUCUCCUCUAAUUUCCUCUCGCAAGCAGCUAUGUGCUGACACAGUUCUACAGGAUCUAUGGCCAUGUCGUAAUGUCAGGAUUACUGUUUGAUCCAGCACGUAGAACUGUACAGCACGGAUGACAAAUAAGUAACGUAUUACCGGUCCUUAGAAUGGCCGGAUUUAACGUACAAAGAAUAGUCAAAAAUACUAGCCGAGGUCAGGGAACACAGAAAGGGACACAGCGAUGAGGAAAGCCAGGAGUCAGGAUACCAGAAUAUAGAGAAGUCAAUAAACAAAGCCAAAGUCAAAAACCAGGUAGAAAACUAUAAACAGGAACGCGCUCUCAGACAACCACAAGGGAAACCACGACAGGGCACUGAGCAGGCUGAGAACUGGGCCUAAAUACCCCUCCUUUAGUUCUGAUAGGCUGUAACUGGCCUUUGACCCCAAAGUCAGUUACCAGGUUUCAUUUGCAUAAUUGCUGCUCAACAUUAACCCUUCUGUGGAUUAGGUUGCUGCUCGGCACAACUUUUCCUGUGUGGACAGUAAAUGUCAUUAACCACAUUUCUAUAAGCGGAUGAAUAUGUGACAAUUACACACAUUUCUCAGAUUGCCUACAAUUCUCAAGGAUAUUUUUUUCUUAUUAAAUUAAAGCUCAUUCCACUAGUUAUGGCAACAGCAUGGGCAAAGAAAGCUAUGUCUACUCCAAAGGACAUCUGCAAAGCAGCUACAUGGUUCUCAUUUAAUACUUUUAACAAGCACUAGCAGCUAGACGCCUUGGCAUUAAUGGAAGCAUCCCUUGGGUGCAAGGUGUUAUAAGCAACCGUGACUUUAGUUACCCACCCUUCUUGGGCGUUCUUCCUUUCUCCGCACUGUACUUUCGCUGUACACAGGGGAAAAAUAGACAUUUUACUCACUGUUUUUCCCAUAUUAUCAGCGGCAGUACAUACACUCACCUUAUUUACAUACACUGACAUAUUUUGUCAUACUUUUGAGUUGGUUUCUUUUUUAUUUCUUUAGUUUAACUGUGAAUGCUUAGCAGUUUGUUAUUUAUGGGCUGCAAACGUGGUGGGGCAGCUAAUUGGUUACUUUUUUUGGAGGAGGCUACCUGUUCAUAUGAAAAGGAACAUUCCCCUACUGUACCGCCACUGAUACCAAGGAAAAAUAAGUUAUGAUUAGUAAAAUUUGAGUUUAUUUUUUUAAAUGUAUUUAUUUAUUUAUGUUCAAAAAGUGCAUUGGCCUGCUAAUCAUAUUCUUUGCACUGUUCUUUUAUUUUGGCCUAGGGGGAAAUGAUUAACAACAUUGAGAAGAAUGUUGAAAAUGCUGCCGAGUACAUUGAAAAUGCCAAAGAGGAGACAAAAAAAGCAGUGAAAUAUCAGAGUAAAUCCCGCAGGGUAAGUAACAUUGGUCAAAAGUUAUGUGCCAAAUACAUAACAUCAGAUUGAGAUAGUUUUAAUGACAAAUUACAAGAGCCACACUUGAUAGUUGCUGUGUAGUGGGAUGGUGAGCAAGAUUUGUACAGAUAAUUCUAAAGGGUAAUUGCCCCACUUGUAAAAUAUGGGCCCAGGGAUAGCCCUAUGUUUCUUUGUUUAUGUGUUUGAAAACAACCCGCCCACUGCAAAAUACUUACCUGUUAUUAAAUUGCACAGGAGAGCGCAACCGUGAUAAAUUUAAAUUCCUUAAAUUAAUGAUGUGAUUCAGCGGCUAUACACAAAAUAAAGUUCCUUAAAAUCUUUACCUAAAUAAUAUUCAUAAAAUGAGUGUCAGCGCUAUAUAUGAUAGCCUUACAAUAGGCAAUCAUUGUAAAUGUGAAAACAAACAAUUUAUAACUGUGAAUUAGUAGUAUAUAUAUCAAACUUUAUAUAUCACAAUAAGUUUGAUUUAUGCACAGAAAAAAAAUAUAUAAAACGUGCUUAAGAGUCCAAAAGUUCUGGGUAAAAGUCUUUAAAGGGUUAAUCUUGUCCUGCAGCAGAGAUGUAGCAUCUGUGGAUACACUGUAUCUCAAUGUAGAUUGCACCUUAAAAGGCUACACAAAAAGCUUUCCAUAGUAUAAUACUGCUUUUAUUUGUGUAAAAAGAUUCCCUUACCACCAAAUAAAAAUACUUACAUCAGCAAGUGGUGGUACUCGUGUCCAAGAUACCACAUACAAAUUUAAAAGAAUCAGAGGCUUGACAGCCGUUUACCAUCCACUGGUCCCUGCAGUGCAAGCUCCCGCCUGAUCUCAGCGCUGAUAAAGCAGAGUGUUUCGUGCAAACUGGAGACCUUAGUGUGGAAUCGAUGUGAAUCAGGCUGUAAUAAUCAGACCUCUGUUCAUGAAUGUCGGUCGCACUUCAUCAUGUUUCGCCCGCUGUACCGGGCUUUUUCAAGCUUAUUGUAAGGCUAUCAUAUAUAGCACUUACCUGUUAUUACCCAUGUGAAAAUUAUGGGCUUUCUGCCCAAGAGUUCGCUAUCAGCCGGCUUGCAUAGCUGCACUGGAAAUAGAACUGAGAUGGAGCAUUGCAAAAUCUCCCCCACUGUUAUCUGAUUUCCAGCAAAUAAUACAUAUUCGUUCAGAUGACUUCAUUAUAACUCUGACUUGCUCGCUAUCCCCUUUGUGUGCCCUGGCCAGUCAUAAUGUGAAGGGUCUCCUUCCAGUGACGAAUGAGUCAGGAGAGCCAGAGUAAGACUCUGACUCCUUUUUACACUAACCAAGACCAGGGAACCAGGCAGCAUAGUAUCCCUUCUCUCCUGCAUGGCCUAUGGUUUAUAUGCUGCCAAUGAAGGAAUGUCAAUGUGUAUGGUUUAGAAUAUGUGUGUGUUUUGGGCAUCAGUAUGUCUAUGGGAGGGGGAGAUGGUGCAGAGUCUUUCUUAUGAUGGUCGGGUGAGAGUAUGUGUAUGUGUGGGUGGUUGGGUUUGUCUGUGACACAUAAGGCUGCUGACCCCUGCUUUAAUGACUCACUCCAGUGUUAAAAAUAAAUACAUUGGUUUAUAACAUUGGAGUGUUGUAGAGUUUAGUGUUUUCUUCAUUUCCUGCAAAAAAAUAAAUAAAUUAUAAAAUAUAAAUGUAUGUUUAAAGAAUUCAUUUAUUUCCAAUCCUGCAGUAAAAAGGUUCCUCCCUCCAUGAGAUCAUCUCUAGUGAUAUCUCCUGGCCAAUCAAAUGCUACACUGUAAAAUACAUUGCAUUCUGCUUUGUGUUAUGGGACCGAGCUGUAGUGGAGCUACCUGUACCCGGUUGGGUACCUCCGCCAAGGAUCGCUUCCUAGCUGGAACCAGAGAAACCUCAGCGCUUCUGCCCCAGUCGCUGUGUCUUGACUGGGGUUCUCCUGGAGCCUCUCUGUCCUGGAACAGGAUAGAGAACUAGCUCUAUUUCCUCCCAGGGACUGGAUGACAUACCUUCCUGGGAGAUAUAGUCCUUAUAAGGAUUUUCCCCGCUGAAUCCUCCACGAGCUGGAAUAAGAUCGGGGAAGUGAAUAGCUCUUUACCCUCCCAACACAUAGCUCUGGAAGUACAACUGAUUUUAAUGAGCCAAACUCUUUUAUGCACAGACCCCAGCAGGAGGUCUGCAUACAACACAAUACAAGCCCCUCCGUAGAGUCUCUGUGCCUGGGAAGUAAUGAAGUUAAACAUCGGUAAGUUAAUUAUCUCCCAGAUUCAGAGAACCAAAUGUAAAAACCUAAAAGUACUCCAAAACAUACAGUAACCCUACAUGUCCUAUAUUCCCAGCCCUGAUCUGACACCCAGGUUGUCCAAAUAGCGCUCCGAUCCAUGCACCGGGGUAACGUUUUGACCGGCCGCACACGUGAAUAGUUCCAGAGCAAUGUGUGCUUUGGCCGGUCAACUUUUGGGAGCUCCGGCGGACAAAAUACAGGUGCUCCACCUGAGUUUCAGGGAGCGUUUGUUCCUCUUAGUCUCAGGCACCUUACCGAAACCAUUUUGCAGCUAAAUACCACGGAGGACUGUUUGUGGGUAAGUUUGCACGAAAAAUCCAAGGUGACCGGGAAGUCCUCAUGCCAAAAAUAGUUCCAUAGCAGUGGAGGCUAACUACCACAGAGGACUGUUCGUGCGUUUGUUCAUGCGUACGGCCGACAGGAGCUAGUGCUCGGUUCAGUUCGUUAGAAGGAAAAGUGCCGAACCAGGGGCACCGAAGGAAAGCUGCUAAGGGUGGCUGGGCUGGUUAACUUCCGAACGGCGUCCCAGACCAUAGUCGGUGGGCAGGAGGCCAGCUUCCACACUCUUCCAGGAGUUCGUGGGAAACGUCAAUGGGAAGGAGCGUGUGUCACACAAGUCAUGGAGGAUAGCACCACCUGACUUACUGACUGACAGAAGGUUGCAACUAUAAAAGGCAAUUUAUAAAGGCAAUCUCCCAGUGUCUUUUAAAUGUAUGGUCCAAGUCUUUCAUUCUCUGGACUCACUUAUGCAUACUUGCAUGAGUGGGUUAAAAAACCCCUUCUGUCACUUACCAGAGUCCAGCUCAGAUGUGCCUCGGUGCUGGGUCAGGCACUGCCUUACUUCUCCCCCACAGACAUCAGUCGGCAUGGGAGACCUAAUGUGCAUACAUGGCAAUGGCCGUGCUUGCAUUAGAAACUCCAUGCUUUUCUAUGGGGUUUCACAUGACGCUGGAUGUCCUCAUGCUUAGCGGUCAAUUAGGCAACAAAAAGUUGCCUAUCGACCCGGAAGUCCCUCUAGUGGCUAUAGGUGGAGUUAACCCUCCAAAGUAAUUAUUGCAGUUUAUUAAACUGCAGUAAUUAUCUUUGCAGGCUGCAGGGACCUGGGACUAUGUACCCAAACCACUUCAAUUAACUGAAAUCAUCUGGGUGUCUAUAGUGUCCCGUUAAGCAUAUCAGGGUUUUUUUUCGGCGGGGGGGGUGGGGGGGUUCAGGUAUGUUUAUUUGUGUUAUGCACCCAAACAGUUUAACUUUUCAUCUACCUUGUGGCAAGGUAUUGUAUAUUUUAUACAAUGCAUAUACAAACAUGCAUAUAUAAAGUGUGUGUGUGUUUUACACUAUGUCUUUGCUCAUUACCUUAAGUUUUCCCUCGUGGAUUUAUUUGCAACUAAUGUAAUUGUGCUAAUUAUGUUAUUAAUCCCAUUCAUGAAUAACCCCUCUGAAUGACGCUUGUCUGGAAAAAUCAGCAUUUUCCGUAUGGGAAGAAAAUGUUUGAACUUAUCAGAAAUCUGGCGUGUGUUAUUUGGUAUUGUCUCAUAAUUUCAACCGUUUCUAUUUAACCAAACAAAAUCCUCAUCUAUUCGCUCAUCCGCAUUCUGCCUACAUAUAUUUACAUUUUAUUCUUAUACCUUACCAAGAACAUUAGAAAAUGCCUCCUAUUGCCACUCAAGCAUAGUGAUGUCUUACCUUUUGGCACUAUUAUCAUUGUGGAUUACCAGGCAAAGUCUAGGCAUUCCUCUUGCUAUUGGUAUGUCAUUAUGAAAGGCUUUAUAAAAUAGUUUGAACUGCAGGUUCAGAUGAAAUACAGUUCCUAUAAUUCUCUGCUGUCAAAGCAUCGAGAGAGAGAGAGUUGGGAAUUGUAAUCCAACAGUGUCAAGUGGACAGCAGUUUGGACCUCUGCAACAGAGUGACUUGAGAGCAGAAUAAUUAUAAGAAAGCUUCUUUUAUACUGUCUGGUUUCUAUAUUCGUAAAUGCUAAUGAAUGCAUGUGCUCUGUAAACUUGUAAAUAGUCAGACCAAAAUUCUAAAAUGUAGAAGACUUGUGAUCAUUUGAAUUCUUUAUUUUCCCAUUAUCUGUACCUCUGCAUGAUUUGUCACUUAAUUGCUUUUUCAGCAUACUAAUUGUGUUGAGUGUUGCAUGCCUUGCGUUUUUCUGUUAUCAACAGAUCAAGAGCUUCUCCUUCUAGCUUGCGAUAUCUGCUCACAGACAACAGUAAGAUUUCCCCCUGCCCCGUGUAAUGAUUUAUUCAAAUCUACUUAUCCAUAAACUUUAAUUAUGGUAAAGCAGCAGAAGUGAACAGGUUGCUUCUUAGACUGCAAAUUAAAUAUAAGCAUAUCUGUCACUUCCCUAUUGUCUGUAUUUAACCACUUACCAAACGUAAAGAUCAUUGCAUGACUGUUUUUACAAAACAUGUGUUGUAACUCUCUUUCUUUGACAGAAAUAUUGGAUAGCUGCCCUUUUUAUACUGCUGCUGAUUGGUGUAAUUGCCUUGAUUGUUGGCUUAUCAAUUGGCCUUACAUGAAGGUCGAAUUAUUUCUACUACACCUGUACCGCUGCCAGUCUUGGCAGUAAGUCGCUAAUCCAUUGAUUUAAUUUUCUUUUACUGUAAGAGAACCUUAACCUAUAGUAUAUGAAGAGGGGAUAGUUGUAAUAUAUCAAUGUUAUUGUCAAUUUGCUAUAUUUAAAGGUGGCUCUCUAAGCACCCUAACCUCCACUGUGCGCUGAAAGUGUUAUGAUGGCAGGAGCCCCCUGGAAUCAUCCCACCUUAGGGCAUCACUCAAAACUUAUCAAACUAUUUGACACUUACAUUGGUCUCCUGGACAUCUCUUAUCGUCUAAAGAUGGCAUUUUCAUUGCUCUUUAGCAAUAUUAAUUUUAGACCAACUUUGGACAUGAUUUAUGGGCUUAACGUUUGAGAUGACACACUGACAAUGAAUUCUGUUAGGGACAAAAUUUAUAUUGCC